AUGGCCCAAGUGGUUCAGAGCGGGGAGUUCCGUCCUGUCCAACUGGGGGGACAGGAGCCCUCUGCACCUGAAGUAGAAAAGGAUCCUGACAACAAGCAGGCACAAGAAUUAAAAGACCAGAGUCAGAAAACUGAAUCUGCUAUUUCUAACCAAAAGUUUCUCCUACGGAAAUUUUUUGUUGCUAGGGUAAGAUCUUUACUAUAAGUGACAACAUACCAUUGAACUUGAUAAAUUAAAACCCCUUUCAGUGGCGUACACACAAUACAUGGGGCCCCGGUGCAAAACUGAUGGGACCCCCGCCCCCCCCUCUUAUCCCCUCUUUGCUCACCCCCCAACAGACACACGCACACACCCUCUUACAUACAUGCAGAGACACAUACAUACACACAUACAUACAGACACAUACAUACAUAGAGACACACACACAUAGACACAGACAGACACAUACACACACAUACAGACAGACACACACACACACACACACACACACACACAAAGACACAUACAUGCAAACAGACAGGCACACAUACAGACAUACAUACACACAUACAGAUAGGCACACACAUACAGGAAGGCAGACAGACAGACAUACACACACAAACACACACACGGGCACAUAAAGACAGACACACACACAAACACACAGACACGCACAUACAAAGACACAUACAUACAUACAUACACACAUGCACAUACAGACAGACAUUCAUACAGGCACACACACACACGACACACACAAGACACAAAUACAUACAAAGACACAUACAUACAUACAAACAGACAGGCACACAUACAGACAAAAACACACACACACAUACAGACAGACACACACAGACACAUACAUACAGACACACAUACAGACAGAGAGACAUACAUACAAACAAACACACACAUUUACAAAAUAUUUUAGUCACCCUCCUGUUUCCUACCUUUUAGGUGACUUUCCCUGGGGUCCAAUGGUGGCUCUGGCUGGUGGGAGUCAGAGUUUCCACUCUGACUCCCUGUCCUUCCUCCCGCGCAGGCUCUCAGUGAUAGCUGGUAAGAAUGACCGGGGCUGUCACUUCCUCCCAGCAAGGAUGUCGUCACAGGGGGCCCGGUCGUGCUGUUAAAGCGCCCAGCGCUGACCGGGCCUCCUGAAAAUCCAUCUCCACCUGGUGGCCGUAACAACAUUAGACGGCGUAACAGCCCUUAGACGGCGGCCCCGGUGGUUUGCCAGCUGGGCCAGGGCAGCAAAACAUGGCGACUGGUGCCUGGUCGCAGGGGUCCGCAAGGCGGUCGGCCCCCUGGAGUGACAGGCCUGGUCACAGCUGCGACCCCUAUAUGUAUGCCAGUGACCCCUGUAAUGAAUGGCAAAGCUAUUACUGGGUAACAUGCAGCAUAUGAGGGAAAAUAUAGAUCCCCAGGUGUUUUCAGAACUACAACUCCUAUGAUGCUUUGUCAUUAUAAUGUCUUAAAAUCCAUAGCUCUUUUUGUCUUAUCAGGAAAAACAUUGUAUUUAAAGGAUCACUAUAGUGUCAGGAAAACAAACUUGUUUUUCUGACAUUAUAGCACCCUCAGGGCCCCCAUCCCUUGGUGCUGAAGAGGUUAAACCCCUUCAGUUACUUACCUUAAUCCAGCACUCCCUCAGCGCUUGUGACCUCUUGUCCCCCGCCAACGUCAGCUCCCUAGUGGAGUGGAAUGCGCAUGCGUGGCAAGAGCCGCACCCGCAUUCAAACAGUCCAUAGGAAAGCAUUUCUCAAUGCUUUCAUAUGGAUGUUCUACACGCUGGAUGUGAAUUUCGCAUCCAGCGUCGCAGAAGCACCACUAGCGGCUGUCAGGAAGACAGCCACUAGAGGUUGGAUUAACCCUGCAAUGUAAACAUCUGAAGGGUUAAAACCCGGGGGACCUGGCUCCCAGACCACUUCAUUGAGCUGAAGUGGUCUGGGUGACUAUAGUGUCCCUUUAAGUAGAUGUUAACAAUAAUAAUUUGUGGAUACAACUUCUUACCUGCUGAGGAAUAGGUAUUAGUGCUCAUUUGCAGAAAUAUAUUUCAAUAUGUAUUUUUUUAGAGUCUUCAAGGACAAUAGAGGGAAAAAAGAGCCCCAAUUUUUUUUGUUUUAUCAUAUUGCUUGAGAAUGGUUUCCCGCUGCAUCAUGACCACAACAAUAAACUGCAAUUGCUAUGGUGCUUAGAGAUUGCCUUAUGUCAUUUUUUAUCACAUACUCAAAUAUUGAUUAAUGUAAGCUCAAAGACUCUUCCUAGUCUAUGUAACAUUGUUUUUACCCCUUUUAAAGUCGUGGCAAAUCCUUAUAGACAACUAUAGCCUUUAAAGGGACUCUAUAGGCACCAAAACAACUUUAGAUUAACGAAUCAGUUUUGGUGUAUAGAUCUUGUCCAUGCUAGCUCGUAUCUCAGGGUUGAUGUUCCAGGAGGGAUAUGCCAAAUGACAAAUGAUUUAGGUAAACUAGAAAAAUGGUCAGAAUUGUGGCAACUGACAUUUAAUGUGGAUAAGUGCAAGAUAAUGCAUCUUGGACGUAAAAACCCAAGGGCAGAGUACAGAAUAUUUGAUAGAGUCCUAACCUCAACAUAUGAGGAAAGGGAUUUAGGGGUGAUUAUUUCUGAUGACUUAAAGGUAGGCAGACAAUGUAAUAGAGCAGCAGGAAAUGCUAGCAGAAUGCUUUGUUGUAUAGGGAGAGGUAUUAGCAGUAGAAAGAGGGAAGUGCUCAUGCCAUUGUACAGAACACUGGUGAGACCUCACUUGGAGUAUUGUACACAGUACUGGAGACCGUAUCUUCAGAAGGAUAUUGAUACCUUAGAGAGGGUUCAGAGAAGGGCUACUAAACUGGUUCAUGGAUUGCGGGAUAAAACUUACCAGGAAAGGUUAAAGGAUCUUAACAUGUAUAGCUUGGAGGAAAGACGAGACAGGGGGGAUAUGAUAGAAACAUUUAAAUAUAUAAAGGGAAUCAACACAGUAAAGGAGGAGACUAUAUUUAAAAGAAGAAAAGCUACCACAACAAGAGGACAUAGUCUUAAAUCAGAGGGACAAAGGUUUAAAAAUAAUAUCAGGAAGUAUUACUUUACUGAGAGGGUAGUGGAUGCAUGGAAUAGCCUUCCAGCUGAAGUGGUAGAGGUUAACACAGUAAAGGAGUUUAAGCAUGCGUGGGAUAGGCAUAAGGCUAUCCUAACUAUAAGAUAAGACUAGGGACUAAUGAAAGUAUUUAGAAAAUUGGGCAUUCUAUGUUUCUAUGUUUCUAUCUCGUGUCCUGCAGCAGACUCCUGUGUAUGAUUAAAGGGACACUGUAGGCACCCAGACCACUUCAUCUCAUUGAAGUGGUCUGGGUGUACUAUCCCUGUCCCCCUUUGUCCUGCAAUGCAAACUAAGACUGCCUUAAGUGGUUGUCUACCAGACAGCCACUAGUGGCACUUCCUGGAGUUUCACGGAAUUUGAGGAACAUGUAAGUCUUAGGAAUCCAUCUUUGUAUUCCUAACUCUAAAGUGUUCCUUUAAAGUCCGAUAUACAGAACAAGAGAUAAACAAUUCUAAAGCAAGUUAAAGUAUUUUUUUAACAUUGUUCUUAUUCUAAAUUACAUUUUGAUUGCAUAAAUCAGUAAGACACCUAAAAUUUCUCAGAACAGCCCCACCUCUGGCCACCACCUUUUAAUAAUUUUAAAGUGUGCCUCUUUAUCCAUUUGCAAUGUUAGGAGCUAUGCUAUUUGUAAUUGUAAUUUAAUAAAAUUGCUACUUUCCUAUUUUAUAAUAACAGCAGGCCACAAAUGUGUGUUUACAUCCCUCUGUUAUAUUUAACCCUUGGUGUAAACUUGUUAAUCCAUUUUUCCUAUUAGAUGGGAAAUAGAUCAUGGGAAUGACAGAUCCCAUUGCAUGGGUAAGAACCCUGUGACAAUAUAAUGAGAAGCCAUCCUCUCUCCAAUGUAAUCAUUAAUUUUCUCCCAUCUGAUAGAUGUGUGCAGGAUAUAUAGUAAACUUAUAUUAAAUAUGUCUAGAUUAUUAACUGUCAAAGUACACUGUGAAUAUCAUUACCCAUAUGCAAUCUCCAUUGUCUGCAUGAGGACUGUAUUUGUCUUGAGUGGUAGUGUGCAUAUACAGACAGGUGUCUAUAAAUAUAUAUGUAACUUUAGGGGACUGUUGGCAGGGGGUCUUUUAACAGUGACUUAUUAUUUUACUCUUUUAUUGGAAAGCAAUUUAUACCAUCCACUGUACAAGAUAUCUUAUGCCACAUGACAAUGUGUGAUGAUUUCAGAUGAAUAAAUGUAUCUCAUGGAUUUGCUGUAAUAUUGAUCUCCAUGAUACUACAUUGAACAGUACAAAACAAAGAAUCCACCCCCUCACCUCUUUUUAAAAUUGCUUUUAGAAUGAAAAAGCUUGUGUUGCGUGUGUUCACUUAAAUUAUCCUGCAGAGCUGGAAUAAUGAUCACUGCAAUCUACUUUGACAAAAAGGUCUACCCGCUGUUUGUAUGACUGAUGUUGAGAAGAUACGGUUAUAUGAGCGAUAGAAGGAUUGCACGAAAGGUGAAUUAAAGUGGAUCUGUCAAGUUCGAGGGUCUUUGCAUAUUUCGCAAAGAUCUCCGAAAUGGACAGAUCCAGGCUGACUAUUGUGGCCGCUGCCAUGUUAACGCUGCAGUUUUCUUUGGAUGCUGGCACUUUAACUUCCAGGAUCCAUGUCACUUCUGUACUCGUGCGCAUGCAUAAGAGUACUACACUGAGUUCUAUGGAGGACUCUGUGAGAGCCCUGGAUCCUCCAUUGACAAAGCCUAAAUCUUGCAGCCAUUAUUUGUGAUGGCAACUGGGACUGGACAAAAAUUAACAGAGGAACUCUGGCUUUACCUACUUUGUCAUUUGGUAUCUUUGGAUUGAACGGGAAAUAAAAUCCAGGUCCAUAGAGCCACACAUUCGGAGUUUAACCCCUUAAGGACCAAACUUCUGGAAUAAAAGGGAAUCAUGACAUGUCACACAUGUCAUGUGUCCUUAAGGGGUUAAGCUCCCCCUGCCCCUUCCCGAUGACGCCUCUGAAGGGACACUAUAAGCGUCAAAAGAAUAUUAGUUUAAUAAAGCAAUAUUAGUGUAUAGAUCAUCCUGCUCCAGUCUCAGUGAUCAGUUCUUUGCUAUUUAAAUCACUUUUGUUUAUGUUUAUGUUGUUUCAUCAACAUGUCCCAUGGGUGUGACUCAUACAGGCUGUAUGAAAAUGUUUUUAAUUUUCAAUCAGAUGUGAGAGAACAGUGUGUUUACUUUCGAAGUUUUUAUCUCCUUCUCUGUUAGUUAUUGAGCUCUAAUCACACACAGGAGCUUUCUGCAAGUGCUAACAAAUAUAAAAAAGUGCAAUGGUGUGUAGGUGCUACCAAAUCAUUACACAGGUGUGGGUGUAGUGUAAGUGUAUCCCCCAAUACUUUACACGCUAUUAAAGGGACACUAUAGUCACCCAGACCACUUCAGCUCAAUGAAGUGGUCUGGGUGCAAUGUCCCUCAGGUUUUAACCCUUCACAUGUUAAAAACUGCUAAUUUUACAUUUGGGGUUAAUCCAGCCUCUAGUGGCUGUCUUCCGGACAGGCACUAGAGGCGCAUCUGCGACGCUGGAGGCGAAUUUCGCCCCCAUUGCGCAGAGCGUCCAUAGGCCUGAGAAAUGCUUUCCUAUGGACACUUUGAAUGCACAUGUGGCACUUGCCGUGUAUGAGCAUUCCACUCCAGUGAAUUCCGCUCCAGUGAUGUCGGACGGUUGAGCAGACUUCGGCGGGGGAGGAGAGGUCACCAGCGCCGAGGGAGCCCGGCGCUGAAUUAAGGUAAGGGGUUGAAGGGGUUGUAACCCCUUCAUUGCCACGGGAGGGGGACCCUGAGGAUGGGGGCACCCUCAGGGCACUAUAGUGUCAGGAAAACUGCUUUGUUUUCCUGACACUAUAGUGAUCCUUUAACAAAGCAGAAGAUAAGAAAUUCUAAAUUAUAGAGACUGUGCAAUAAUGUAAACAUAAGCAUUAGAUCUCUCUUUACAAGAAAUGUGUAGAAAGAUUGUUUAAAUAGACACUACACACUACUGCUUAAACACUUUAGCCUGCUGAAAAGCUUUAGAUUUGAAGAGUGUGUCCUAUUUUUUUCAUUUUGCAAAAAGUGCAGAUUUCUAUAGAAAUUGACACUUUUAUAAAUUAACCUUGUUACAACCCCCUGUCUUUUAAUGCAAAGGCAGCAGGCAAGAGAACUGGAGGUUUUGCACACUGUUUUUAGAUAUACACCCAAUGUAAAAAAGUGUAAUUAAUUGCAUGCAAGUUUUCAUUUGGGGUAUAUCUACUCAACAGUGAUGUUGACUUAUUUUGUAUUUGGACAGUGGUAUGUCCCUUUAAAGCAUGUACAGGGGAGGUAUUUUUACACGUCUCUUGCAAAGAGAUAGCUAAUGUUUGAAAUUCCUUUUCUGUGCAGUCUCUUUAAUCUAGAAUUUCUUUUCUACUACUUUGUUGUGUGAGUCACAGCCAGGAAAGGUGUGGCUAGGACAGCGUAAACAGACAACAAAGUGAUUAAACUGCUAAAUGGCAGGGAACUGGGCAGGUAGAUUGCAGGGGCAUGAUCUAUACACUAACACAGCUAUACACAUAAUUUUCUUUAGAGUACAACUAUGCAUUUGGUAACUUAUUGUUUUUUUAAGUAAUGUUUGAUGCUAAUUUUAUUGGUACAAGACACGUUCUAUUAACAUUGUGAAGAGAGAAAGUAAGGUCAUGUUAUUCUAUGCUUCCUUUUCAGCCAGGGGCGUUUGACCAAGCUGUCAAUGAUUUAUCAAAUCAGGUGGUGGCAAAGGACAAUGAACAUGUGCUCAGUUCCUGGCUAUUGGCAGAGUAAGUAACAGCCAUUAAUAUACUGUGAUGCAUGUAAAAAUGGACAAGAGGCUGACAGUUUUCAAAGGGUUAAAUAUUUUUUCAAGGAUUGGUAAUGGCAAAUGCCAUCAUAAUAAAGUGUUUUAUUCUGAUAUUCCCAUCUGAUAUAGACUUUCCUACCCGAUUAGCACUAAUAUGGUUCUACAGUAGCUGCAUGGAUACCAUAUAUAACAUUGCAUGGUGCGUAAGGUUUUCGCUGACCACAUUGUGAAGACAGAAUAGAAUUUUAGUGCUUCUUACAAAGUUAACAUUUUAAAAUGAGUGAUCAUUUGCAUGUCUGCAGAAUCUCUUAGCUGUAAAGGCUCUGAUACAAUGAGCAAACUGUGCCAGCCCUUCAUUGGCACUGCAAUCCUGUUUGCUUUUUGUUUCUAGUUAAACAUAUCCCCAGUAGGUCGCUCUUGAAGAAAAAUAAUGACAAAAACACUGAAGCGCCAUUGAUGACACCUUACUCUGGAACAGAGAUAUGUUUUGUAAUUAAGGCUCUGAGCAGGUGGCAGAGAACAGCUUGUCGAAAAAUGCAUUGUACACAAGCGGAGGGUGGUUCCUUUUGUUAAAGGGGAAGGCGUGCCAGGAAAUUCAUAUUUACAUCACUUUGAUACAAAGUAAAGAUGAUAUUAUUCUGAGGCAGUAAUAUCGUGGCAUAUAGUCAGUCAAAAACAAGAGGAAGAGGAAAUUUAUUCAAAUUAGUCUUUAAAAAGGGUAGUUUAUUCUCAACACGGAGAGCUGUGAAUGUUUAUCCAUAUCAUGUCAUUAUGGACAAAAAUAAUUUCAAGUCACCACAGGUUACUGUUUAGGGAAUAAUUCCAUAAUUCUGUACUCAAACAUGUUUACAUUAUAAGGGCGCUGCCAGAACUAAUCGUAACAACACAAUAUAUAUUUAUAUGAAUACAAAAAAGAAAAGAAAAAAACUACCAUAAAGUGUCUCAACAUUUUGGUAAAUAUAGUCACAAUGAAAUGAGCACAAAAGAAAACUUUUUAUGGAUAUAUUAAAAUGUUAAAUAGAAAAGAUAAAAGCAAAACAAAAAGCACAAGGCUACAAAAUAAUAUGUCCUAUAAACUAGUUGGGGUAUUAAACCUCCAAUAGAACCAAUAGCAAGAGAAGUGUUACUUCAAAGAAAUACUUAUUGGUGUAAAGUAAAACUACUUGCUAUGAACAAUGUGACUGAAUUCUAAAUAGAGAAGUUGGAUACUAGGAUCCUCAAAACUCUUCCUGCAGAACAGGGUAGGUUGAAUAUAGAUGAAAUGCCUCUAGUGCACAAGAGGUUAAACAGCACAACAGUUGGUUGCAAUGGUUAAUAGAAAAGAGGCAGGGAAUACCUGUAAAAUAAAGAGGUAUAGGAGACAGUUGCAAGCUAGGUUAGAUAUAAUGGUCAGUAGAAAUAUAGAGACUAUAGGUAAUCCUGACGCUUGCUAGCAAGAGAGGUGUAAAUACAAAGAGAUACUUUAAUAGUAAAAAGUUAAGCCACUUUCUAUAAACAAUGUCAUUGAAUUCAAGAUGGGAGGGUGGGGUAUUAGUAUCCUCUGAACUCCUCCUGCAAAACAGGGUCUGCUGUAUAUAGAUAAAGUACCUCUAAUACACAAGAGGUUAGACAGUACACCAAUAUGGUUGCAAAGAAGAGAAUACCUGUAAAUAGGGAGGUAUAGGAGGCAGUAGCAAGCUAGGAUUAGAUGCAAUGAUAAAUAGAGAUGUAGAAAAUAUAGAUAAUGCUGAUGCUUGUAAAAUAAAAAAUCUAAGUGCCUUUGAGGGCACCCCUUAAUAAAUGCCUAUACUAUAUAGCACAACCCCCCAAAAAGGUGUAAAUACAGAGAGAAACUUAGAUAGUAAAAAGUGAAGCCACUUGCUAUAAACAAUGUUCAAGAUAGGAGGGUGGAGUAUUAGUAUCCUCUGAACUCCUCCUGCAGGACAGGGUCUGCUGUAUAUAGAUGAAGUAUCUCUAAUACACAAUGAUAAAUGGAGAUGUAGAAAAUAUAGAUAAUCCUGACGCUUGUAAGAUAGAAAAACAAAGUGCCUUCGAGGGCACCCCUUAAUAAAUGCCUAUACUAUAUAACUCAACCCCCCAAAAAGGAAUAACGAGACAGAGGAUAGGAUAAGUAAAAAAGAUGCCUAGUUGAAAAAGCAAGAUCGCUAGUCAGACCGCGGCUGAAUAAGUGCAGCAGCAGAGGAAUGUCAAUCUAGGCUUCCUGAGCCCCUGACGCGCACGUUUCGUCUGGGUUACUCAUCAGAGGAGAGAAAUAAUCUUUAUGAAAUACUCAGAUUGACAGUGUUAGAAUUUCACUGAAAUUCCAAACCAGGCAAAAGAUAUACUGAGACAAAGUAGGGACUAGUAUGUCUCAGUAUUUUUCCUCCACUUGACAAAAGGGCGAGCUACAUUUUGUCAAGCUUGCCAUUUCCCCCAGCCAUCACCAGUGAUGCUGUAGCAAGUAAAAAAAAAAAAGCUCUUACUGUGGAAGAUCCCGCGGUCCCACAGGAUCCUUUCUGGACAUCAAUGAUGUACUCUCAUGCAUGCAAAAGAGUACACUACCAACAUCGGCUCCUUGCAUCUGAAGCAUCAGGAACUGAAGAAGACUAGAUGGAAAUGGACCAACUAAAAGGAGCAAUCUACACUCUUUUCUGGUCCUGAAUUAUCCACUCCAAUGGUAAAACAAUAAAUGUAGUCCGAGCACUCAGGAUCACUUAUUCAGCAGUUUUAUUGGAAAAACAGGAGAAACAUGCAACGUUUCGAUCUCAACUAAGAGAAAAAGAUCUCAGUUGAGAUUGAAACGUUACGUGUUUUUCCUGUUUUCCCAAUAAAAUUGAUGCAUAAGUGAUCCUGAGUGCCUGGGCCAGAGUAUAUGGCAGCACCCUUGAGGGAUAGGUUCAGGUAAGUAAAACCUACCUUCUUCUACCCACCAUGGCCCAAUGGACUUUUCAUGACCAUGUCACCAUCGGGGCUCUUUUCAAUUCAUGCAAAGACCCCAGAGAGUGACAUAGCUGCAAUUAAGCUAAUUUGACCAGACCAUCACUAGUCAAAUUGGUCUUGCAUUUUUUUGUACACCGAUUGUACAGCAGUGUGAAAUAUGCUGGCACUUUAUAAAUAUUAUAUCAUUUCAGUUAAAGAUAAAAGGUCAUACCGGGAACUCUGAACAGCAUGGGCAGCCUGACAAUUUCCUCAUUCUACCCUGUAACUAACUUUGUUAAAAUAUGUGCAUUGCACUGGGUGCUAUUUGUUCCAAGCUAACAUUUUCUUUCUUUCAAAUGUUGUGUGUUUGCACAAGAUGGGAGUACACAAGCUGAUUUUUCAACCUCUAUUGCCAACUAUACACAGGCACAUGGCUUUUUUUUUUGUCCCCUCAGACAUUUAUCUAGAAUUUGUGAGUCUCUAAUACCCAGCACAUAUGCCAGGAAAUUAAAUAAAGUGCUUGGCAGCGUAUGUGUCCAAAUGAUUAACACAUCAGCCUACUGCUGCUUAUUUGUCGCCCUCUAGUGACAGAACCACAUUUAUACACCCAAAAUGAUAUCUUUAUUUUGACUAGGGUGUCAUUGGAUGAUUGUUAUGAGAAUAAAUUGAUAAGAAAAUAAGGAGGGCAGUGUUGGUCAUUCCAUCAUGUAACUGAAGGCUACAUUAUUCUUGGGAACAAAUAUAUCAUAAUUGUAAAGUGUACAAAUGCAGUUUCUACAGUCAUGCAGAAAUACACCUCACAGAGAGGUAGAGUAAGCAGGAGGAGAACGUGCAGGAGAAAAGAGAAUAGAAUGGAAGCAGGUUGGGCUCCGGAAGGAAAAAGAAAAUGAUGAACAAUUGCAGGAGCUAAAAGAGUAGGAGAGUAAAAAGCACCAGGACAGACUGCAUGACUUGUGAGAUCAGACGAAACAUGGCUAGCAAGCAGCAACUCUUCAAGAUAUGCAUUAUUAAAAAAAGAGAGAGAGGUGAAAAUAGAAGAAAAACUGGACCUUAAAUAUAAAGAGCAGGAAGAGAAAUGACAUCAGGGAAGGCAACAGAAACAUCGACAUACAGACUAAGGGUUCCUAGUUGUGCUAUCCUCAUAACUUAGAAAUAGCACAUGAACCAGCAACCACACUACUAAUUUUACUUUUUACUAUUAUUUUUUCAUUCCCUUUUUAAAAAAUGUUAUUAGUUUGCAGCUAUUAGAUUCACUAGCUUAGCGGGGAUAGCGGCAGGUGCCCUCGAAGGCACGGGAGGGAAGCAGUCUUAUAUUAGGUGACUGUCGGUGGGAUUUUAGAGCCGUGCUUCGCUCACCUGCCACUUCGUGAGCUUAGCAUUACGGCUAUUAGAGCUUAGAAAUUUUACUAUUUGAUAACUUAUUGGUAUCACAGAUCUAUAGGAUUAUAAUGAGGAACUAUACCUCUAUUUAUAGAUCUGUAGCUAUUAUAUAGGGGUUUUUUUCCCCUCAUUUUUGCUACUUUCCUCCCACUCCCAUUACCUUUUUGUGAGGCUUUAUACCUCCCUACCAUCCCUUAUGGAGCUCCGAUUUUCGGCACAGACGUGUGCUAAAUCUAUUGGCUACUAGGCUAGCUCUAUUAUAUACUCUUAUCCCACUAAUGGUCAAGCUAGUUUUCUAAUCGCCACUGCUCUUCUAUUUGAUACUUACCCUGCAUACCACUUAAGAUACUCUAUCAGGGUCAUAUAGAGUGAGACCUAUCUUAAGACUAUUGGUGACAUCUUAUCUUAUGCAAGCUAUAUAGGUAGUACACCUGGACAAGUCCAUCAUGAUAAUUCAUUAACACGUCUUCUAUUUAUACUACUCGAGUGUCUUACCAGAGCUGUAUAGACCCUGGGUAGUCUUUAGAAUUUCUAGUGUUAUUAGGACCUCUCCAGGUAUUGCUACCGGUCCUCUACUUAUUAUUAUUAUUUUUCUGUUCACCUUUAACCUUUUUGUACACGAGCACGUAUGGUUAUUAAUUUGUAUUUUAGAUUUAAUAAAAAGUAUUUAUUUUGUAUUUCUUUGUUUUCACCAUUACUAGUUCCUAGUCUGGUUGUUACCUCCAAGACUCAUAGUUGAGUAUUCUAGCUAUCCCAGUCCCCUAUUGGUACACGUCUCUUGUUUAACAAAGGGGUAGAUUUUGAUCUUACCGAGAAGCUCUGUUUUCCACCUAGUCUAACUUUUGCAAAUGCUGUCAAUUUCUUUCUAAACGAAGGCAGCUAUUUGGAGGAACAUGUGAGGUUUUACAGUUUUCUUCAUUAUCCAGAUGGGAGAUAUUUUUUUAGCAAGGUUUCAGAAUUAAUAAUUACCAUAAUGUCAAAUUUUUUAAAUAUCUGGCAUAGUCUGUUAAGAGAAUCUAGGAUUUUGCUGCCAUCUUCAGGCCAGAAAACCCCUACAUUGCACAGGCAAUAAUCACACACAGUUACUCAAAUGUUGGCUUUUUGUUUUAAAGGGCAAGGACAACAUAAUCCAUUUUCAUCAUCAAAUUCUAAAUAUAGUUUGAUUAAUAGCUGGUCCUCUUUUAUACAACAGCCAAUAUCGAAAUUGGAUAAAAAGUGGCUAAGUCAUCCUUCUCCCCCCCCUCCCCAAAGAAAAAUUAGCAUUUUAUAAAGAUAAAUAUGAUCAUAUAGACUGUGUUCAGUCUAUUCUCCGUAGAUAUUAGUGCUGCACUUUUGCGCAGGCGUUAGAGUACAGCAGUGAUGUCAGCUCCUGGCAGAUGAUUCACCAGGAGCUAAAGAGGGCCCUGUAACAGACAAUGGCGGCGGCUACAAGGGACAGGUUCAGGUAAGUAAAACUCACAUUUCCCUUCAAGUGGUAAAAUCACCACUUGGUGACUGAGCUGCUUCAAUUCACAUUUCUAUGCAUUUAUCGAAAUUAACUUAUAAUAACUAAUUUUGUUUACAUUUAUGCAACAACAUUUUGUUACAUAAAUUUAUGAUCACAUUCUCUACAUUCUGAUGUAUAACAUUCAAACUUAGACCAGUUUUUAUCUUGCACAAUGUAAAUUGUGUUCCCAGGAUGCUCCCGGCACAUACAAAAAAUAAAUCAGAAAAGGUACAAACUCUACUACUGGAUGGUUGCCGAGUACUGGGAUCCCCUUUUUUCAUGUCAGUCCUAGGUUCCACUAUUGGCUCUGAAGUAUAAAUACAAAGGCAGGGUUUUGGUUCCUUAGAACAAUAUUUUAUUGCUUUGUAUUAAAAUACAUUUUCCUGAUUAUGGGGACGGGGCAAAAAUAAAAACAUUAAAAAAACCAACCACCUACUGCUUUUCUGCACAAAAGUGCACUGACUCAUAGGUACCUUUGGGUAAGUGAGCUUGUCCCCAAAAAUAUGUUAAAUGGUUGUUUAAUAUACCUGUUUGUCAGUCCAAGUAUUUUACAGCGUUGCAGAAUUUGUUGGCACUUUACAAAUAAUAACAGUAAUGUCCCCUCUCCUGAAUGGGAACAUGUAUAUUAGAGUAAUAUAAAAGAUACAUUUUAAACUAUUGGAACAGCGCCUUACAUUGCCCCUUCACCUAAUCCAUUUUGCUCAGUUUUCCUUCAAUGUACUACAAAAGUAAUAUAGUUGAAAAAAAGACACGUGUCUAUCAAGUUCAGCCUUUCUCACAUCUGUUUUUGCUGUUGAUCCAAAAGAAGGCAAAAACCCAAUCUGAAGCGCUUCCAGUUAUGCAACAAGCUAGGGAAAAAAUCCUUCUUGACCCCAGAAUGGCAAUCAAAUCUUCCCUUGAAUUAAAAAAGGCAUUACCCUACAACUGAAAUAUGAUAUCCAUGAAUAUUAUGUUUUUGCAAGUAUUCAUUCAGUUGCUGUUUAAACAUCAGACUCUGGUAAAACCACAUCUUCAGGCAGAUAAUUCCACAUCCUUAUUGUUCCUACUGUAAAAAAAAUAUUUCCUUUGCCUUAGACUUAAUCUCCUUUCUUCCAGUUUAAAUGUGUGACCUGGUGUUCUUAACAAUUACGUAAAUAUUUAGAAGAUUAAGUCUGUGCAACAUUUUCUGGAAUGAAUGGACAGUGUCUAACAGUUUUGAGUUCUUUGUAUUGUUGCAGAGUUGAUCACUGGAAUAAUGAGAAGGAGCGCGUUGUACUUAUCACAGAGAAAAACCUUUUUAUCUGCAAGUAUGACUUCAUUAUGCUCUGCUGCCAACAGAUCCAGAAAAUCCCUCUCAACUUCAUAGAUCGGAUAUGCACUGGGCCAUUCACAUUCCCCCCUAAAUCUCUGGAUAAGUGAGUAUAGAACAUUUAAGGGAGCAGCUUGAUGACAUAUUGUUGCAGAUGAUUUAUUAAUCUGAAGGUAACCUGAGUUCAGUGCUAGGCUUGUAAUUGUACAGCCUAUUGGAAUAGUUGUUUUUCACAUCGUGGACCUUCUCUGGGACUCUUUUUAAAAUAUAAAAUCCCAGCUGUAUCUCUUCCCCACUUUGUAAUAUGAUUGCCUUGUAUAAUAUCUUAGACUAGAUUCAGAAAGUAGUAUAUAAAGUGUGUGUGUGUCUGUGUGUGUGUGUGUGUGUGUGUGUGUGUGUGUACUUUAUAUAUGAAUCAUGUGAAUCCAAAAAACACUAAUCACCUUUGCAAAAAAAUUAUAUGAUUUGGUCAUUGUAAAAAAUAUCCCUGUACUACUAGCAAACAGUAAGCCUUCAGACAUCAGCAUAUGACAUCACUGGAGUUAACGUAGUAAACAUGUCAUAUUGGGCUUAGACAUCUUACACUAACUGAUGUUUAUUGCAUAGACUUUGAUUUAAUUAGAGCUUAAAUGUUUUAUUGGCUCCUGAUAAGCCUUUUAUCGUUUCAAAUUGAAUAAAUUACCAAGUCAUUAUAGGCUUAUCGGAAGCCAAUAAACAUUGGUUCAAAUGUAAAACCUGAUACCUAUACUUUACAUUGAAAAUGUUGAAUGAGGUAGCUUAACUCCAUUUAUCAGGCAGGUUUUUCCCAAUAAGUGGCCAAACUGGAUUUGACAACUAAAAGUUGGAGAUAAAUGUUUUUUUUUUUCCUUUUACUACUUGCCUGCUGGAAACUGUAGCAACCAGCGGGCAAAUUGUUUAAAAAAAAAAAAAAGCCUAUGGGAGUCAAUAUGACCCUCAUUAGUGUAAGGGAGAUUUAAUACCGCCAUUAUGCACCUACAAUUGCACAAGUGUGUGCAUGCAUACUGAUCAGCAUUGGUAAUUAAUGGAUUUUUAUGGGGCUGAAAAAAAGAUUGUUAUUAAAAAUAAUGAAGACCUUUGACUGUCAGCAUAAAACAUUAUUUUACAGGUAUUAGAUUUAUUGGAGCCCCCCUCACUACUACUAGGAUGAGGGGGGUUGGACAGAAUUUCUUUAAUUGGGCACCCCUCGCCACUUUAGGGUGUUAUUUAGGGAGGGACUUAAUUUUGGGUGGUUGGACAAUGCAAGUCCACAAUUCUCAAUUUUAAUUAAUGCCCCUUUCUUAAAUCAUGCGUGGGGAGGCAGAUCGUAGAAUGUAAAGGGGGUGUACAAUAGCAUGUCCAUCCUCUCUUAUCAAUUUUAACAUAACCCCACAAACCACCUAUGGGUGGGCGCUGGAGUGGUUUUGAGAUGUGUUCCUCAUUAAUGGGUAGGGUUUGGCGGGGGAGACUAUUUUUGCACACUUUAUAUAUCAUAGCCUCCACCCACCGCUGAUGGGUCAGAGCAGCGGGGGCACUUUUAUGUUCCCCCAUGUUUUUAUUUAAUAGUGCCCUAACCGAUUACCUAUCCACUCAAAAUGAUUUAAUUAUAAGUCUCUGGCAGGCCCCUCUUGUUUUUUGUUUUUUUUAUAAGAGUCAAGGCAGUGUUAGCUUAGACGACAGUGAGCAGCUGCUGGCUGCUUACUAUAGAAUUAAAUAGAGGCCUUUGUUAGGCUGUGGUUCAUAAGGAUUUCUUAUUUCUCAUUUUGCUAAAUCUUGAGUUCAGUGAUCAUGCUUUCAGCCUCUCACUGCAUCUAGGAAUGGCUGAAUUGAUAUUGCUAAUGUGAAAGUGUACAUUCUGCAUUAGCAAUAUGGCAAGCAAGGCUCCAGGGUUGCCUGUGCCCUUGAGUUACACCUCUUUUGUUUUCCUGAACUACUGAAACUGUUUGGCAAAAUGCAACGUAGUAGUUAUCGUGCUUAAACGCACUCUUUAAAGCGGCACUGUCAUGCCGAACUUACCUUUCCUCAAUCUCUUCCUCUUCUCCCCCUCUCUCAGGAUCUGUUAUUCUUUUCUUCCUGUCUUCUUUAGUUUUCUUUAACAUCAUAAGACAAAGUAGGGACUCUUUGCCUUAUGGAGGAUUCCUCCGCUUGACCAGCUCUGACCAGCGGAGGAGCAAAGUGUGCUUCAUUUCCGCUGGUCAGAGCAAUUUUCCCAUAAUUCUUACCUUCCCUCUGUGUUCCCACGAUGCUUCCUGUCAUUUGAGACAAAACUGCUGAAUUGCGUUCUAACUGAAUGAGAGCAGUAUGUUUGUUUCUUUUAGAAUGCAAUUCGGCACUUUAUUCGGAUCGGAAUUUCAUUCGAAUGAAUGAAACUCCGAUCCUAUUCUUGCUGUGGCUGCAUCUUGCAGCCGUUUAGUAGAUAACUCCCUAAUUCCCACGGUAUCAGGGAGCUAUCUACUAAAAGGCUGAAAGACCUAAAUUGGUCUUUCAGCCAACUUUACUAAUACCAAGUAAAAAUUACUUAGUAUUAGUAAAUAAUAUGCCCCUACUCGCUAUACCACGAGUAGGGGCAUGUCUGGUAAACAGUGAGCAGCCUGUGGCUGCUCACUGUAAAACAAAAAAACAAAAAAAACAACUAUUGGCCCCCACCCCUAAAUGACGGGUGGGGGCCCUAAAGUAAAACAAGGGGGGAGACCUAAUGUCGUCGUCCCCGGCCCGCACCCCUGCUCGGUGGGUAGGGGUCAUAACGAUAAUGGGGGGGCUAGUGCCCGCACCCCUGGGCGGCGGGUGGGGGCCAUAAAGAUAAUGAGGGGGGGGACCUAGUGUCCACCCCCCCGGCCCCCACCCCUGGGCGGCGGGUGGGGGCCAUGAUGAUAACGAGGGGGAGACCACUGCCCCUCCCCGCGGCCCCCACCCCUGGGCGGCAGGUGGGGGCCAUAAAAAUAGUAAGGGGGGGGGACCUAGUGUCCGCCCCCCCCCCGGCCCCCACCCCUGGGCGGCGGGUGGGGGCCAUGAUGAUAACGAGGGGGGGACCUACUGCCCCUCCCCCGGCCCCGCGGCCCCCACCCCUGGGCGGCAGGUGGGGGCCAUAGUGAGAAUGAGGGGGGGGACCUACUGCCCCCCCCAGGCCCCCACCCCUGCAAUUAGGCUAAGAACACUCUGAUUGGUGGGUUUAAGCCAAUCAGAGUGCUCUUUGUCAUUUUACAAAGCGUGGGAAAAUUCAAAAGGUUGGGAUUUUUUAUUUUGGGUGGGGGGGGUGGGUGACUAGGGGCUUGGGGACCCCUAGUCAUCUUGGUGGGGGGGGAAAUUGACUUAGGGCCCCCACCCGCCGCCCAGGGGUGGGGGUCUGGGGGGGGGGAGGACAGUAGGUCCCCCCCAUUAUCUUUAUGGCCCCCCCCUCAUCAUUAUUGCCCCCAUCCGCCGCCCAGGGGUGGGGGCCGGGGGGGGCAGUAGGCCCCCCCCUCAUUCUCACUAUGGCCCCCACCCGCCGCCCAGGGGUGGGGGCCGGGGGGGCACUAGGUUCCCCCCCUCAUUCUCACUAUGGCCCCCACCCGCCGCCCAGAAUACAUAAUAGGUAAUGUGGGGUGCUUAGGGGCAUUUGGGGGUGACUAGGGUGUUAGUAAGAUGUAGUUGAGGCCGGAGGGGGGUUAAAAAAAAAACAGAAUUCGGCAUGACAGUGCCGCUUUAAGAUAAAAGAUUUAAAAAAUUGCAAACUAUAAAAUGAAACCUUAUUGUAUACAAUUGUGUAUUAUAAAAUUAUGUACUUUUUCUAUUACAGUAAGGUCUGUUUGGUAGGUCAAUAGGAACAAUCUUGUAUAAUAAAUUCUCCCUGUAGCAACUAUAAUUUGCCAGUAGAGGUCGCCGUAGUUGCACAUUGCUGACAAAUGAACACUAAAUUACCUGUACUAAAUGAAAACUCAUCAAAAGGCAUUAACUCCAGUGCAGAUACUCCAGUGUCUGUGAUUCCUGUGCUUAAGAUCCAUACAAAAAUAUCCGACUCAUUUUCAUUUUUUCUAAAUUGUUGAGCUGCCUUAGUACCAAAUGACAUAGUGUAGUGUGUUAGCACAGCAACUUGUGCAACCUCUAGAACUUUAAUUUAACUGUGACUUAGAUUCACAGACUUACAUCCUCGAAGGCAUUAAUCUAGCUGGAAAUACAGCAAGGCCAAAAGAAAAUUAGCAAUAACUUGCUCAGCCUAUCACUACCAUCUAAAUAUUGAUGAAAUUGUGACUCCAGCAGUAGUAAUAGGGCAAGCUGGGGCCAGGUCACAUGUGCCUUGGGAACUGGACCAGAUCAACAUAUGUGCUUAUAGAGCUGCAUCCACAAGCCCAUGCCUAUGAAGUAGGUUUUCUUUUCUUUUUUUUUUUUCACUACACUUUGCAGUGGACUGGUUGACUGUAAAAUAAAGAAGGAGAUAAGGGGACAAGUGAGUCCUGAGGAGUUAGAUUCAAAGUUUGUAAUUAGUAAAAGAGAGAAGUAGAGAGCUGUGUGGUUGUACAGACUGGGUAAAUAGAUGGAAGAGAGUGAUUGAUAUGGGGUAUGUGUUUUCUUUCGAAAUGCAUCCUGUGUCCCAUUGGCACUACCUCCAUCAUACAAGACAUUUGGAAGGUAUGGCUGUUUUAGUGUUUUCUCUCUGUAAGAUUCUGGACCAUCAUAUUCCACCACACCAGGAUAAAAACGCUCUUGAUCCUGCACCUUGAGAACCUCAGUUUUCGUCAAACUGCUUGAAAACAGUUUAAUCCAGAUCUGUUGCAUGCUGUCCGUAGCCAAAUUGCUCUUAACUUAAACAGGAUAUAGUCGUUUUGGUGCUCAGAGUGCCCUGAUAAUGCAAAUUGAUUAACGUUGCUCGCUGUUGACACUAGGUAUGCAUAAAUGGAACUUUCCAACUGCGACCACUGCCUAGAUUUUCCUUGAAUGUAUCCCUGAGCUAAAAUUGUGGGAUUGAGUUUAGAACGCACAGCGGAUAAACCUCCCAUUUCAGAUUAGAUUUUUGGCUUUUCCAAGACACUAUCAUUUUCAAGCCGAGCUGAAGAUCACUUAAGGCAUCUUGUCAUUAGGAUUGCAUUCUUUUUCUGAAUGGGAUGUGGGUUUAGAUGGAUGCACUUUUAUUUAUUAAUUAUAUUGUGUUAAUAUACCUUAGCACUGGCUCAAUACAGAAUCCCCUCCCUGAAAAAGAUAAUUAUGCUGAAGCUCGUGAAUGGAUAUAUGCACCUAUGUCAGUUAGAGUCUCUGCAAGUCUGAACCUGACCCACAUUCUUGGCAACGUAGAAAUCUCGGUUUUGUUUAUGAUCUCUGUGCAUUUUUGGAGAGCACAAUAUAUUCUUCUUCGCGCUGAUUGAACACUGAAGAUAUCUCACAUUAUAUUUAUACCUACAACUAGAGAUGUUACAUUUCUGGAAAUUUGUAUGCUGUGGAAAAAAACUGGUGUGUUUCCUGGGUGUUUUUCCCCAGAAAGAUUUGGAAAUUUUAGGAAAACUUGAGUGGAAAAUGCAGAGAAAAGUACUCAUAUGAAUUGAAAGUUAUUUUGUGAUACUGGGAACGUAAAAUGCAGUGUGUAUAAAAGUAUUAUGCUUGAAUUAAAGGACAGCUUAUUUAGUAAAUAAUUAACUAAAUUAGCUUUUUUUAAAACAUGUUUUAUUAUAAAUGGAACUACAAGGCAUAGGUAUGUUAAGUACACAUGAACUAUAAGGAACCUCUUUAUCUAGUACAUGAGAAAAGGCAGUAUAUGAGAAUUUGUAUACUCCAUAUUUUCUUACAGGAUAAUUCACUUAACACCGGAUUUUGUUCGUAUGGACCAAAUUCUACAAAAAUGGCUGAUAUCCAACUGGAAUGGUAAUUCUUAUUUUUAUAAAAGCCAAACUCAGUUGGAAUUCAGUCAACUCAAGCAAAUCUGUAACAAUCAUAUGGAUGCAUUUGAUGUCUGGAUUAAAAUCUGUGCUUUUCAUAUACGAACUCUAUACAAAGUAUAAGAUUCAGAAUAUUCCCAAAACACAAAUAAAAUUUUUUUUAAAUCUGAACUUUUUGCAAGUGAAUAAUAAUUUUAACUGCUACUAGUUUAAAUAAAUCCUCAACAAUAUGAGGUUAAAAAUGUGGUGGUCACUGGUUUGCGUUUGCUAGGCAGCCACCACAUUAUAAAUGUUUAAAAUAAAAGUCUUAGAAGGGUCAAUAUGACUCCAUAUUACUAUAAUGGAGGUAUUCAUCUGCUGCUAAACAUUUAUUAGUAGUGCCUGGGCAGCCAUUGUUGUGCAGUCACUAGCAAGGCCCCAUCCAAUGUAAAAUAAUGGGAAACAAUAGUUUCCCCUGUGCCCCUACCUCUGGGCAUUAGCUGUAUGGGUUUUAAAUUAAAUAUAAUAAUGGAAAGGGGGUGGAGAGUGAUCUAUCCCCAUAGCUAGCAAAAGGGGGCAAUUAAAUAAAAAAACAAUAGAGGGGACUUCCUGUAAUUAUACUUAACAAUCCGAAGUCUUCUUUCUUGUAAAUCGUUUUAGUCACUUCAGCCCCAAAAAGGCCAAAUUAAAAUCCAUUAUACCGCAACACAACUAUGGAAUAUCUAACCGAUUUUCAAGAAAAGAUGGGGGGGUGGAAAUCAGACAAUACAUAAUCAAAAACAGAUCCACUUUGAAUCUCAUUAGAGAACUCUGGUUGGCUUGCAAGAUAACCCAUCAGAACCCUCUGAUAGGUAUUUUUAUAAUUCUCUUGAGCUUAGCUAUGCAAUUUGUUUACAUUUCAGUCCAUCAUUUCUGUAUGCUCCCUCUACACUGUUCUCUAGUUUUAAAAUGGUUGUUUAUGGCAAUGCCUAAUUCUCGAUGUGAACAAGCCAGUGCUCAGCAAUAUGUAGCGCUUGAGGAUUCAGUUUACACGUUCCUCUCCUUGAUAACAAUACAAAAUCGGUCAGAGGGUUCCACAGUAUUUAUUUAUAUAAAAUAUUUUACCAGGAAGGAUGCAUUGAGAUUUCUCUUAUUUUCAAGUGUGUCCUGGGUCCACAAAACAUUGCAUUGAUACAAUAGGGUUCAAUAAAAUAUAAAAACAAAAUUUAACAUAGAACAGGUAAGAAAUAUAUAAUCAACCAUGACAGGUGCAUUCUGUUUUAAGGUAUGUAGAGAGGGAUCUCUUAAAGGAUUUUAGGCCGGGGGAAGAUUUGAAAGUGUACGGGAGGUCGUUCCAUAAUUGCAGUGCUCCGUAGGAAAAGAAGGAUCGAGCCACUUUCUUUUUGUUUUGUGGUAGACUAAAUAAAGUGCCGUUACUGGAUCAGAGCUUAUAGGAGGUGGGAAUAGCCGGGGAGAGCAUUCUGCUCAGGUAUGGUGGGAGCUUCCCAGAAAAACACAAGGCUGGAAAGAUGAAGGGUGGGUCUAGAUUCCAGCGACAGCCAGUUUAGUUCUUUUAGCAUGUCACAAUGGUGGAUCAUGUAAUUACAUUGUAGCACAAAGCGACAGAACAAGUUAUACAAUGUAUUACAUUUAUUAAGGUGGGUUUGCGGUGCAGGUGCAAAUACUACAUCCCCAUAAUCAAUGAUUGGCAUCAGCAUUUGCCGUACAAUCUUUUACUUUACCGUAGGGCUUAGGCAGGAUUUGUUUCUGUACAGGGCAGUGAGGGAACCUAGUUUUGGCCUUUUUCUAUGUGGAGGCCAAAAGAUAGAUUGGGGUCUAGCAACAUACCUAAGUAUUUGAAAGAGUGGACUGCGGUCAGUGUGCUAUUUGAUUUUGUUUUGAUGCAUAGGGCCUUCUGCUCUAGCUGCUCUUCUUGAGAUCUUUCUCUGAAGAGGAAAUUCACAAUUUGUUUUAGGAAGAGGUGACUGCUAAAAGGUCAUGAACCCACCAAAACAUUCUUAUUUGGCAAGUGUCCUUAGACCAGGUCCUACUGCAACAUUUUCAGCAUGGAAAAAAAUUGCACACAAAAAAAAAAAUGAAAAAGUGAAGAGUAAAUAAUGAAUAACAUGCACAGUUAAUCAUUUCUAGGCUAAUCAGCACUUUACCACCUUGGCUAAUUCCAGAAAUUUCUGACAGAUGGAAGCUAAGCAUUAGUAUGAUUGUGGUGAGAUCAAAAAAUUCUGAAAGCUUCACGCCUAUUGAAGUAAAAUCUCACUUACACUGCGCUGAUAGGUCUAUGUAUCACAAGGCAAUUCUUACACUCGUAGCUCUGAAAGUGACCAGAAUGUCAUGUGAAAUAUAUUAAUAUUUGCAAGCAGUAUUGUCAUUUUCAAAUCUCCUUCUCACAUCUUGUUCAUUCAAUUCCAGUACAUUGGCAUAAGUACUGUAUAAGUUAAAACAGCAGGUCAUUGCUGAGAACCUGCAGAUGGAAUAGAAAUUUGAAAAAUGAAAGGGAACAAAAUGUGUUGAUAUUCAUAAUAUAUCAUUCUAGAAGUAUGCAGGGAACAAUUUUAAUAGUUCACAGCUGGAGGUCAAUAAGAAGAGUAAUACAUAUUCUCACUAUAAACCAUUUCUUUAAUCUUUGUAACUUGUGAGAUUCCACAGCACAGGGCUUAAAUUUAUAUACGAGCAAGACAUCUUUUUUUUUUUAUUAGACCUUUUACAACAUUAAACUAAAAUCAAAGCAUUUUAGUGUACAUUUUUCUUUCUCCAGCUGCGUCAUGAGAUAUUGUGAAUUUGGCUAGUGACAGCAUUCCUCCCAACAAUCCAUCUUUCAGCAGGACAAUCCUAAUUUCAGGUGUCCUGUACCACUGCCCCACUUUAGUUCCCUGGUGUCCUACAUCUGGGACAUCAGGAAACUGUCCCUGCACAGGCGUAUCAUUAGAUACACUCUUGUGAUGUGCAGUGGGCACUAGAAACUUGCUGAUAGUGUUUCAGCAGAGCUCCCUGUAUUGAAAGAAAAAAGCUGGUCAGAAGCCCCAUUAAUGUGCAGACCUGUCCUUUAUAGUACUGGUACUCGUAACCAGGAGCACAAUGGAAGCACCAUAGGCACAAGAAUACGCUAGUAAACUGAGACUAGGCUACAGAAAAAUUAAGCAACGACUGAAGGGGUAAUCAGAAAAUAAAGGGCAGAUUAGUCACAUGGCCAGCCUCUCCCCUCUGCAGGCGGAGUUACAGAUCUCUAUGAAUUUACUCCUGGGACUUAUUGCCAUUUUGGAUGCAUCUUGUCCUAACUCUGCCCACCAUGCUAAUGGGCACCCCAGCCCAGAUACCCGCAUGGCGGCCACCAUCUUUGGAUGAUAGAGUGGCCGCUGCCAGUUCCCCGUUGACGAACAGGAGAAAAUUUGGUAGAAUUUGUAGAUUUGCAUUGUGUUCAGUUCUUGUAGUAGUAGUAGUAGUGUUGAUAGACGCAUUGGACAUUUAUUUGUGAUUUAUGUUAUUUGUUUAUGAUAAUGGAGGCAGGGGAAAUGAUUGAUGGCAUUUGAUUCUGCUGCAGGUUGGACUUUUUGGAAGCCAGCAAAGAGUACUUUGGUGGCACCAUUGUCCUUGUUAUUCAUUAGAAAUUCCAAGUAACCUGGAAAAGAGCAGAAAAAGAUUAGUGAGUUGCACAAUAUUGGAAUCAUGCUUAACUUUAAAUGUCUUUGUAAGCACCAGACGGUACAUGGGUAGAUCCUACCAAUGAAUCAAAUGUGAAUGUCAAUUGUUGUGGGUGUGAAAUGCUCUGAAAAUACACUGAUGUUUGUGUUUCUUCUACGUGAAUUUAAAUGUAUUUAUAAAUAAAUUAGCUUCCUUACUUACGACAAUGUGCAGCUUAUAAACUAAAUGAUGGGGAAUUCGGAACAUUAAAAGAAAAUAACUCUACUGUGUUGAUGAAAUGGAUAUAAUGGAAAUCUUUGUACCCAUUAUUUGGAGAGACUUAGAACAACACAUUAUUAGCCUCUUAACAUUGUGUUUUUUUAGUAAUAUCAAUAAUAAGUGUCAUCAAAUUCAUAAAUGUAUAAUUACCAUUACAAUUAGAUGUAUAAUUUGGGCAUGCAGAUACAUGCUGAAUUAACGUAACUGCGACCUCUUUUGUAAGCAGCAUUUGGGCUGAAAGGUCAUUUUGGCUUAAAGUGACACUCCAUGUACCAUAGAAACCUCUGCUCUUUGUAGACUUUAUGUUGUAGGGAGCUUAAAGGAACACUAUAUGGUCAGGAUUGCAUGCAUGUAUUCCUGAGCCUAUAGUGUUAAAAACACUAUUUAGGGCCCCAGCCCCUCUGGCCCCCCUUAAAUAAGCAUAAACCUCACCUUUAUUGCAGCGUCACGUUGUUCCGCUUGUGUAUUGCCGCAUCCAAUCCGCCUCCUUGGCUGACAUAAUAAAAAUUAAAAAUAGGUAGGCAACCUCCAAGUGUAAAUAAAGGCAGUUUCAAGAAGGAGCUAAACAAAUGAUACUGGGUGCUCACUCACACAAGGUCCCAUUUCCAAAGGACCAAAAAAGUUACAAAUACUACCCAAGCAAGGAGCACAACCAUAAAUAUAUACAAAAAUCUUUAUUAGAUGGGUCCACCACAAAUGGAUAUCUCAUCAUACAUAUCAAUAAAUCAAAACAAAAACAAACAUUCCCUUAAAAAUGGUACAGAGAAAUUACCCCAAAUUUCUAGAAUUACAUAUGAGCAAAAUAUAUUGUAAAUGAAUUGCUGAAUACCAGUGUAGUAAAUAGCUAUAUGAGAUACCAAAUCAUAACAACACAAAUAAAUCUAUAUACAAAGAACAGAUGCAUACCUAGACCUAGUGAGAAGAGGGAAGAAAAAAUCAAUCAGCAAGCCCCCAACGUUUCGGCAAGAAGAAUGCCUUUAUCAAGGGAGCUUCAUUUACAAUAUAUUUUGCUUAUAUGUAUUCUAGAAAUUUUGGGGUAAUUUCUCUGUACCAUUUGUAUGAGAAUUUUUGUUUUGGUUUAUUGAUAUGUAUGAUGAGAUAUCCAUCCGUUCAAUCUAUCGCCAAAUCCUGUCAUUUCCAUCUCAAAAACAUUGCGCGCAUCCGCCCCUACCUAACGCCAGAUGCGACUAAGGUGUUGGUCUAUUCCACUGUCCUUUCUCGCCUUGACUACUGCAAUACCCUUCUCAGUGGUCUUACGUGCUCCCAACUUGCGCCUUUACAGUCCAUAAUGAAUGCGGCGGCGAGGCUCAUCUUCCUGUCCGCCCGUACCUCCCAUGCCUCACCCGUCUGUCAGUCCCUACAUUGGCUUCCUAUAAAAUAUAGAGCUCAAUUUAAAAUUCUGGUUCUUGCUUUCAAAUCUCUUCAUAAUGCUGCUCCCACCUAUCUAUCCUCCCUUAUACACAAGUAUGUCCCGUCUAGGCCCUUUCGAUCUGCUGAAGACUUGCGUAUAUCUUCUGUUCGUACUCCCACCUCUGAUGCUCGCCUUCAAGAUUUCUCGAGGGCUGCACCGUUCCUGUGGAACUCGCUUCCUUCCUCCGUUAGAUGCUCACCCAGUCUCCACUCCUUCAAAAAAUCGUUAAAAACCCACUUCUUCAUAAAAGCGUAUCAAUUAAACUGUUAAUAGCUCUUGACUGAUUCCUCUUCUGCAACUGUCACUAGUCUAAUACUAUCCUUACCUUUUUGUGUCAUUUUACCCCACUCCCUCUAGCAUGUAAGCUCAUUGAGCAGGGCCCUCAACCCCUCUGUUCCUGUGUGUCCAACUUGUCUGGUUACAACUACAUGUCUGUUCGUCCACCCAUUGUAAAGCGCUGCGGAAUUUGACGGCGCUCUAUAAAUAUCAUAAUAAUAAUAAUAAAGAUUUUUGUAUAAAUUUAUGGUUGUGCUCCUUGCUUGGGUAGUCCUUGGCUGACAUAAUCAGAAUUGAUGAUCUUAGUCAAUCACAAUGCUUUUCCAUAGGGAUUCUGAUGAUCUCAGCCAAGGAGCCGGGGCAGAGCAAAAUGCCACACUGACCAAUCAGCAUUUCCUCAUUAAGAUGCAUUGAACCAAGGCAUCUCUAUGGGGAUUGUUCAAUAUCGAGCCGCUGAAGUCAGUGCUGCACACUGACCCAGAAAGCACCACUAGAGGCCAUUUGCGUGACUUCCAUUGGAGGUGUCCCUAGGCAAUAAUGUAACACUGCAUUUUCCCUGAAAAUGCAGUGUUUACUGCAAAACACCUGCAUGGACAUAUUAUACUCACCAGAACAACUACAUUAAGCUGUAGUUAUUCUAGUGACUAGAGUGUCCCUUUAACCUUCCACCAUUCUACUCAUUAUAGCUACAAUUACUUACUAAAAAUAUUUGAAGUAUUUGUCCGCAGUGUUUGGUGUAGCAUGCUCAUGUAGUAUAGCUAAGAUUCUUUCAUAGUUUUCCAUUGGAGAACUUGUGCUGCAGUGGCUCACACAUACACUCUCUAGUACAUAAUUAAGCUACUGAGCAAGAUAAUAGAUGUAUUUUGGUGUAUUCUGUUGGCUUGCUUUCUAGCUUGUUUUAACAUGAUAGCUCUUACAGCUUCAUUGCAUGGUGUACAGCUUUCUGUAGAUAGCUGACAGGUAACCAACAUAUACUGUUUGUGGGACAUGUGCAGCACUACCAUCUGGGAGUUAAAAAUGUGAAUACCAAGAUUUUCAAAGAAUGCACAUUGUAAUUGGUAUAAAGUAUCAGUUUACUUUACUUUUUUGUUUCCUUUUGAGAUGUUAUCGUCACAUAUGUAUUAAAGGUGGGGGCUUAAAAUUUAGACUUCAGCCUCUACAUCUUCACAGUUUAUACAAAAUGGUCUGACUACUCUUAACAGAAUGAAGAAUUAAAUUACAUUUAUCUACCCAAUAUAUUGCAAGAUAAAAUAGUUCUUUCUGAAAAAAGCAUCUGUAGUUCUAACACCAUUUUUGUGUGGGGGUUCUAGCUAUUGUCCACUAUUACCAUUUCUUACUCUUUACACCCUUACUAUUACUGAAAUGUUGGUACUUCUCUUGGCGCAUUCUGUCAAUUGUACCUGCAUAACUUAUAAUGUCUUCUCCAGUCUCACAAAUAUUCAACUGCUUCAUGGCAAGCAUCUUUAGUACUUAAUAGAGCACCCUUUUGCUGUUAUGACCUGUUGUAAACGAGAUGCAUAGCCAGACACUAGCUUCUAGGCAGCGUUCCUGAGGAAUCUUAGACCAUUGUUCAUGAGCAAAGCCCUCCAGUUCAGUAAUGUUCUUGGGUAUUUGUGCUGCAACCACCUUCUUCAAAUCCAACCAAGAAUUUUCUAUGGGGCUCAAAUCAGGUGACUGGGAUGGCCACUGUAGAAUUUUCCAGGACUACUUCUGCAAUAAAGCCUUGGUGGAAUUUGAUGUAUGCUUAGGAAGGUUGUUGGAAGGUCCACUGAUGCCCAAUCUUCAGCUUCCUCAAAGAUGGCAUGACAUUUUCUCCUAUAAUUUCCUGAUACUUCAAGUAGUCCAUCUUGCCUUCCACAUGCAGUGCCAGAGGAUGCAGCCUCAGAGCAUCCCCGGGCCACAACCAUGCUAAACUGUAGGCAGAUUGUACUUUUAAACAUAUGCUUCAACAUUCUACCUCCAAACAUAUCGUUGAUCUGUUGGGCCAGUUUUUUUUCAUCGAUCUGCAGAACAAAAUGCCAAAACGUAUGUUGCUUAGUCAUAUGACUUUGACCAUAUUGGGGCCUACUUUUCUUGUACUUUUGGGUCAUUAGUGGUGUAUGUCUUGGAGUCCUGGCAUCAGUGGUGGAUCUGGGAGUGGGGGGGGAAUGGAGCAAUUGCCCCCACCCCCAAGAAAUUUUACAGCGCUCCCUCUCCCUUGCCUCCCCCAUCUCCCAUGCAGGAUCACGCUAUCCAAGUGCCAGCCCUGCUGUGUGCCUUCACAGACUGGUAGGAAGAUCAGAGAUCUUCACUAUGGCCCACAGGAGCUAUAACACUGUGUUUACUUGAGGGAUUUUUCACAACCUGCCUUUUCAGAAAUCUGGUUGCAGUCAUUGAUAGUUUCCUUUUUCUGCCCCGUCCAGGUAGUGUAAAAACUGUCCCUUCAAUUUUAAACAUGCGAACUAUGCUUCCAACAGUGUCUCUAGGAACAUUCAUUACUUUCAUUAUCUUUUUGUAUCUUGUUCCUUGUUUGUGAAAAGUGAUGAUCUCUUCUCAUAACUUUGUGGACCAUUCUUUUGACUAACUAUUUCUAACAUGCAGUCAUAUGUAACACUCAACAAACCCUUAGCCAGUUCAGAUAUUUCAAGUGUUCCAGCUGAAGCACACCCGGUGCAGCUAAUGAAGCUCUUGGUUAGUUGCAACAGGUGUGCUCAAGACAACACCUUUUUUUGCAUAUAUAUGCAGUUGUGAGGGAUUCCACUCAGGGGGUUGAAUAAUUUUGAGACUGGAAAUGUGCAGCCCUAUUUCACUGUUUCUAUUCUCUCUCUCUCUCUCUCUCUCUCUCCAUUUUUUUUAAAUCUCUUUAUUGGGAUAAAUGUUACUCAUGCUUUAAUAUUUGUAAUUGAUUAUGAAACAUUAACUUUAAGAUGUUUCCAAUUAUGCCAUUCUUUCUGAUUGUAAUAUAACAUUUCCUAGCCACACUUCUCAGCCAUCUGACUAGCUCUUAUUCAUCCGCUUGCUUGAAUUUUAAGCAAUUUUGUAACUUUAUUAUUAGUACACGUGAGAUGAUGUGAGUGGAGUAUGAGAGGUAAUUCCAUGUUAUUCUCUGUAUAAUGAAUGGCAUGGUCCAUCCUAAAUUGCCUUGCUGUCAUACGAGGAAUUCUAAAUAUGCAUUCAAGGAGUUGUGAUAUAAGGUUAUAAAAUUUGGAGAAGGGACAGCGUACAUGUGCUGUGACUCUAUCCAAGUGAAGCCAAUACAGGGUACCAUGCUAUAUGUGGAGGAUGUCUCCAGUAAAUAAUACUCACGUAAGUUAAAUGUAUAGAAUUUGUGGAGACUUUGCUAGCACACUAUAUAGAUUAUAAAGGUACCUACCUAUUAUCCACACAAUCUGUACCAGUUUAAUGUAAUGCUAUUGACAGGAUUUAAUUUUAAAGGUUUACUUUAAAGGAACAAUCCAAACCCCUAAAAUGUUUUAUUUGGAUUGGAGGUAAGUAACUUUAUUACUUAAUCAAAAAGAAACGUCAACUUUUAGAACAAAAUGUAUUUCUUUCCAGUGUUGUCAUGUUCUUUUACCUGUUUUAUUUAACUGUAAUUAUAUUAUAAAACUUUUUUAAGCAUUAAACCCCCCCUCCCCCCCAAAAAAAACCCCCACUGAUAAUUCAAUGUAUACAUGAGAUUGUGCUUCUCAGCCUCCCUUUUUUAUGCUAUACAUUCCUGAUAGGUUGGAAACCUGUAAGGACUCACAUAUCCUACUGUGUUUUUCUCUUCCAAGUUGAAUUGGUAUCACUGUCCUUUAAAAAUGUUGUGUCACCACAGAUAACACUUUUUUUUAAUUGCUCAAUUUGAAAAAAGAUUUUAUAUAGAUUACAUGUAGAGACACCCAGCCUAAUCCAAUGCCAAGUGACACACAUCCAUCUUCUGCAGAGCUGCAAAGGUCAGGUGGCUAUCCUUGUGGUCAUUUAUUGACUGCAAGUGUCAGCCAUUGAAUGAUCAUCUGUGCAUGGAAGGUGGAGUUACACUUGCAGCAGCUAACCUGAGUAUCUCUGUAUGUGCAGAGAUACUCUGCACAUAGUGGUAUUGAUCACAAGUGGUUAUGGUGCUUGGAGUAACUAACAUCUACAGGUUAUUACAGUACUUAUGGUGCAAGAACACUCUGACUGCAGUCCCUGUGGUGUUUGUAAAACAAUUUUUAAAUAGAUUAAUUGGCACCCUUUCAGCAUGGGUCGUCAUAUGUGGAAGUUUCGUCACCCUCAUUGUGAGUUGAAAUACAUGUACAUGUAUAUUGGGAUUCAGCUGCAUCAGUUUGUCAUUAGUUCUUUCCAAGCUGUUGACAUAGAACAUGUUCCCAGUAUAUAUGUUAAAGGAACACUUUAUGGUCAGGAACACAAACAUGUGCCUCCCCUUAACUCCCUUAAAGUAAUUAAAACUCACCUUAUUUCAGGCACCGUGCAGAUCCGCUGGCACUGGCCCUGCCCCCAAUUUGUGUCCCUGGUGACAUCAUCAGAAUUGCCGAUUUUUUGCCAAUCCAAUUCUUUUCCUUAGGCAAUGAGGCGGGAUGGGACGGGACCAAACACCAUUUUGGCCAAUCAGCACCUCCUCAUAGCUAUGCAUUAAAUCAGAGCACCUGUAUGAGGAAAAUUCAGCUGAACAGCAGUGCUGCCUACUGUGCAGCACUGCCCCAGGAAGCACCUCCAGUGGCCAUUUGAGGAGUUUCCACUUGGAGGUGUCCCUAGGCAGUGAAAAUGCAGUGUUUGCAUGAAAAUGCCUGAAGGCAAUGAUUAUACUCACCAGAACAACUACAUUAAGCUGUAUAUAGCUGUAUAUAGUGACUAUAGUAUCCCUUUAAAUAUGUUACAAUAGGUUAAUGGUUAUCUGUGUUAAAUUUACAUCCAUAAAAUCUAUACCAGUGCAUCACUGAACUUACAAAACUUGACAUUUGUCUAGUGUUGUUCCAAACCUGGAGGUAGUAAAUGGGUGUCAUUCAUAUUAUAAUUACCAAAUCCCUGGAGCUCUGUUCCCGUUGCAGGGCCUCCAACCCACUGUCAGUACUACAUUCAACAGACAGAGACAUCUCAAACAGAUGUUUGGAAAAUAAAAAUAAACUUUGUUUAUUAAAAGGCUUCGCACACAAUAAAAACAAUAUGUUUUGGCCAUUGACCUUAAUUAUGUGUAUAUAUAUAUAUAUAUAUAUAUCCUAUGAAACUAUUGCAAUAAGGUAAUCACCCAAUCACAUGGAUUUGACACCACGUAAUCAUCAACCGAACCUACUGGUCCAGUAUUCAUACCCAUGGAUCAUGCUUAUGUUAAUUUCUUGGUCAUAAUAAUUGCUUCCACUAAUAUUUAGAUCCUGUAAAGAUUGCAAAGAUUCUUCUCUCUCUGUGCAUUAUGUGGGCCUCUCUGUUGUGGAAACACACAUGUAUUGAAACCAUAAACCUCUAUUUUGUGUGUAUCAUACAUUGUUGUUGGUUUUUGUUUUUUUAUUAUUUGUUUGUUUCUCUCUUUUUGUGUUUCACUGAUGGUUGUUGUGGGUCAUUCGUGUAAAUGCGAUUUUUGAGCAGUGUAAAUGUUUGAAAGCCUUUCUUCUCAUUCAUUACAAUGCACUCUUUAUUUCAGUUUCCUGGUGGAAACAUCUCCCUUUUUUCUCUGGGUGUAAACUAUUUAUCUUUGUGUAUUUACCUUGUUUUGCAACCUGCUAUCCUUUUAAUUUUGUUUUGUCUCUUGUUUGUGUUUUUAGCACUGAGAUCAUGUUAUUAUAUAGCAUAUGUUUUCUUUUUGCAAUUCACCAUUUAAUUUGAUGGAACAUUUCCACUUUUUAUACUAGUCUUUUUGUUUCACAGUCUGGGUGACUCGCAUAAUGGCUGUUUUGUAUAUGCUGUGCAUGUAACAUGCUUUUUCUUUCUAGAAUGUUUUUUGUGGUAUAAUCUUUGAUCCAUGUACUCUGCCUUGGGCAUUAUCUACACCUCAUUAGGAUUUCAGUAUAUUCCUAGUCAAUUUUAAGUUAUGCAAGGCAUUGUGUUGUCCUGAGAGAGUGCUUUUUUUUCACUACCUCCAAAUAGGGGGGGGGGAGUUCUUCCUUUUUUUUUUUUUCCCUUUCCAGAUCAUGCGGACUAUUGGGGGGAAUUGGGGAUGAAUAUAACCAGAAUAGAGAAUGACUCUUAGAAUAGCUAUUUUAAAUGUACAUGGACUUAAUUCUCCUCAAAAACAAGGUUGCCUAUAUAAACUAAUGAGAUAAAAUAAAAUUGAUAACACCACCUGCUCCCUCGAUCCUAUUCCCUCGCAUCUCAUCCGCACUUUGUCUCCCUCUCUUUCUCUUCCUCUCGCUAACAUUUUCAAUCUCUCCCUUUCCUCUGGCACAUUUCCCUCUGCCUUCAAACAUGCAACCGUAACCCCAAUUCUGAAAAACCCCAACCUCGAUCCCAACUCCCCAUCCAACUACCGCCCUAUCUCGCUACUGCCAUUUGCCUCCAAGAUCCUCGAGAGAGUUGUCUACGCCAGAUUGACAGACUUUCUUGAAUCCAACUCUCUGCUUGACCCCCUUCAGUCUGGAUUCCGCGCUGGUCACUCUGUCGAAACUGUUGUGACCAAAGUAUCCAACAAUUUAAUUUCUGCUAAAUCUCGCGGCCAAUACUCUAUCCUAAUCCUCCUUGAUCUUUCUGCCGCCUUUGACACUGUUGAUCAUCAACAGCUUCUUCACAUUCUCCGUAACUUUGGUCUACGGGAUUCUGCUCUCUCCUGGUGCUCCUCCUACCUCUCCCAGCGCUCCUUCAGUGUUUCUUUCUCUGGCUCUGCCUCUUCUCCCCAACCCCUCCCUGUCGGCGUCCCCCAAGGUUCUGUCCUCGGCCCCCUACUGUUCUCUAUCUAUACUGCCUCCCUUGGUAAACUCAUCAGCUCUUUUGGCGUCCAAUACCAUUUAUAUGCAGAUGACACGCAAAUCUACCUGUCCUCCCCUGAUCUCUCUCCCCCCACCUUGACUCGUGUUUCUGACUGCCUCUCUGCUAUUUCCAACUGGAAGGCUGCUCACUUCCUUAAACUCAAUCUGUCCAAAACAGAACUUCUAGUUUUUCCUCCCUCAAGUGCUGCUACUCCUGUGUCUGUCGCCAUCCAAGUCAACGGCGCUACUAUCACCUCUACCUCCCAGGCUCUCUUUUACUCCCCAUGUUCAAUCGAUAGCCAAAUCCUGUCACUUCCAACUGAAGAACAUAGCGCGCAUCCGCCCAUAUCUAACGCCGGACGCGGCUAAGGUACUGGUUCAUGCUGUUGUUCUCUCUCGCCUUGACUAUUGCAAUCCCCUUCUCACCGGUCUUACAUGUUCCCAGCUUGCACCACUGCAAUCUAUAAUGAAUACGGUUGCGAGGCUUAUUUUCCUGUCCGGUCGCACCUCCCACGCCUCCACGCUCUGUCAGUCCCUGCAUUGGCUUCCAGUUAGAUAUAGAGCCCAAUUCAAAAUUCUGGCGCUUGCUUACAAAUCCCUACAUAAUGCUGCUCCAACAUACCUAUCCUCCCUCAUACACAAGUAUGUCCCGACGAGACCCCUGCGCUCAGCCCAAGACCUACGCCUAUCUUCUUCCCGGAUCCCCACCUCUACGCCUAUCCUCUUCCCGGAUCCCCACCUCUGAUGCUGCACCUAUUCUGUGGAACUCCCUUCCCUCCUCAAUCAGACUUUCACCCAGCCUCCAUUCCUUCAAAAAAUCUUUGAAAACUCACUUCUUUAUUAAAGCGUAUCAAUUAAACUGUCAGCAGGUUUCUCAUCCCCCACCCCAUGACUCCGUUCCUUCACCUGUCAAAAAUGACCUACCAAGCACUCAAUAAACCCUUCUGUAACAAACUAUUUAAUUCCCCUACUUUAACCCUUUGUGUCACUAUACCCCACUCCCUCUAGCAUGUAAGCUCAUCGGGCAGGGCCCUCAACCCCCUCUGUUCCUGUACGUCAGUGGUCUGAUCUCAAUUAUGUGUCUGUUAGUCCACCCAUUGUACAGCGCUACGGAAUUUGUUGGCGCUAUAUAAAUAAUAAAGUAAUAAUAAUAAUAAUGUUUACUUAAGAAACUCACAGGAUAGAUAUACCAAAAAAACUAUGGAGAUUUAAAGACUAUCCAAUAAUUUGUUUCUAAUCUCAGGGGAAAGAAAGAAAAAAAAAGAGGAGGAGUGGCAACAAUAAUCUCAGCCAGAGUUAAAUUUGAAUAUAUCCCCGAGAUAAAGGACAAUAAGGGGAGAUACCAUGUACUGAUUGCGAAGAUCAAUGAUAUUCCAUAUACCUUGGCAAAUAUCUACUCCCCCAAAUCAAGCACCAACUAAGUUUAUUAGUAAUACGAUUGAUGAAAUUGAAUCCAUUUCUCAAGGUCAUAUUAUCCUGGGAGGAGAUUUUAACUGCAUUUUGAACACACUACUAGACAAAAACAAUACAGGCACCACUAAAUAUGAUCCACGUCUUAAAUCUACAGUAUAUCCCAAUCUUUUCAGGAUAUUAUAACUGGCCAUACUUUAUAUAAACUGAAAUUCUGGUCUUUCCUCCCUCAAGUGUUGUUACUCCUGUGUCUGUCUGUCUCCAAGUCAACGGUGCUACCAUCAGCUCCACCACGCAGGCUCACUGCUUAGGUGUUCUCUUUGACUCUGACCUCUCCUUCAAGCCUCAUAUUCAAUCUAUCGCCAAAUCCAGUCAUUUCCAUCUCAAAACCAUUGCGCGCAUCCGCCCCUAAUUAACGCCAGAUGCGACUAAGGUGUUGGUCCAUUUCAUUGUCCUUUCUCACCUUGACUACUGUAAUCCACUUCUCAGUGGUCUUACGUGCUCCCAACUUGCGCCGUUGCAGUGCAUAAUCAAUGCAUAAUCAAUGAGGCUCAUCUUCCUGUCCACCCGCACCUCCCAUGCCUCACCCUUCUGUCAGUCCCUACAUUGGCUUCCUAUAAAAUAUAGAGCUCAAAUUAAAAUUCUGGUUCUUGCUUUCAAAUCGCUACAUAAUACUGCUCCCACCUAUCUAUCCUCCCUUAUACACAAGUAUGUCCCGUCUAGGCCCUUACGAUCUGCUGAAGCCUUACGUCUAUCUUCUGUCCGUACUCCCACCUCUGAUGCUCGCCUUCAAGAUUUCUUGAGGCUGCACCGUUCUUGUGGAACUCGCUUCCUUCCUCCCUUAGAUGCUCACCCAGUCGCCACUCCUUCAAAAAAUCUUUAAAAACCCACUUCUUCAUAAAAGCGUAUCAAUUAAACUGUUAAUAGCUCCUGACUGUUUCCUCUUCUGCAACUGUCACUAGUCUAAUACUACCUUUACCUUUUUGUGUCAUUUUACCCCACUCCCUCUAGCAUGUAAGCUCAUUGAGCAGGGCCCUCAACCCUUCUGUUCCUGUGUGUCCAACUUGUCUGGUUACAACUACAUGUCUAUUCGUCCACCCAUUGUAAAGCGCUGCGGAAUUUGAUGGCGUUAUAUAAAUAACAUAAUAAUAAUAUGAUUGCUGGAGGACCUUUCACCCUAAUGAACGGGACUAUACAUUUUUCUUGCACGUCCAUCAAUCUUAUUCCCAUUUAGAUAUGUUCUUUGUGAUAUCUAAUUUUUUGAACCAAGUAGUAAAAACUACUAUAGGUUCAAUCGUAUGGUCAGACCAUGCUCCAUUAUUUUUAGAAUUUAAUAAUAACCAAGAAUUUAAGACUAGGACUAAUUGGAGAUUGAAUGAAACCUUAUUAAACUAUACUUCAAAUUUAAAUCAAAUAUCCCUUGAGUUAGAAGAAUUUCUAUCAUUCAGUGAUGAUGGAGUAUGUCCUUUCCCCACAUUGUGGUGUACAUUUAAGUGUUUUUCGCGUGGAAUAUUAAUAAAACUGGGAUCAAGAUUAGAAAAGAAUAGAGAGAAGGAUCUUUCAGAAUACCAGAUUGAGCUUGCAAAAUUAGAAAGAUUAAAUAAAAUACAGAUAAACCCUGAUCGAAUUAUUGAGAUCACACGGAUUAGAAUAUAAUAGUCGAGAAAACAUAUGAACAAAUUAAUAGAGCUAUAACUAUAUUAAAACUAAAAAAUUAGAAAAGGGUAAGGCACCUGGCCCUGACGGCUUUUCAGCCCUAUUUUAUAAAAAAAUUGAUCAUUUAGUAGCUCCUUUACUACUGAAACUUUUACUGAAAUAUCUAGUAAUAAAACAAUACCACGUGAAAUGUUACAAGCAUCAAUAAUUCUGAUAUUAAAACGAGGUAAAGAUCCCUCAAUAACUUCAAAUUAUAGGCUUAUUUCACUUAUAAAUACUGAUAUAAAAAUAUAUGCUAAAAUCUUAGCUGACCAUUUGAGCAUCAUAAUGCCUGACCUGGUUCACGAAAGGAGCAUAACUGACGAUAUCCGUAGAAUACUUAACCUUCUACACAGAUUAAACUUACAACAAACUAGUUCACUAUUGUUAGCCUUGGACGCAGAGAAGGCUUCUGACAGGGUCAGCUGGGAUUUCCUUGAUCUGGUAUUGAAAAGAAUAUCAUUGGAAUUUUUAAGAAUAAUAUAAUGAACUUAUAUUCAGAUCUCACUGCAAGGAUUAUCGGUCCUAAUUUUGUAUCAGACAGAUUUCUUAUUCGGAAUGGAACCAGACAGGGAUGUCUGCUGGCACCUCUAUUGUACAUACUAACAAUCAAACCAUUAGCUAUAAUGAUAAAGAAAUCAACACAGGUCGGGGGAGUCCGAGCUGGCCCUGCCGAACAUAAGAUAACACUUUUGCUGACAAUGUGCUCCUCUCCCUCACGAAUCCAUUGGCCUCGAUUCCCGCUGCUUUAAGACUUAUUGACCAAUACAGUAUAUAUUUUAAUUAUAAAAUUAAUUUACAUAAAACACAGAUCUCGACAGCUUGGGUACACGAGGGAGAGAUGGACGAGUUAAAAAAGCUAUAUCAUUUUAAUUGGAAUAACAAGUUUAUAGAUUACUUGGGCAUUAAAUUGAGCUCUGAUUUUAAAGCCCUUACUUGAGCAAAAUUAUAUAGAUCAAUUGAAAUUAAUGAAGCAGCUACUGAUCAAAUAGAAAGGAUUUGAAAUAUUGUGGCUAGGAAGAGUCAAUUUAAUAAAAGCCAAUAUAAUACCAAAAAUAGUAUAUCUAUUAAGAUCAAUCCCCCUUAGAGUUAAUCCAGUAUACUCCAGAAAUAUAAAAAAAAAAUCCCUGAUUUUAUAUGGAUGGGGCUGAAACCUAGAAAAUCAAAUACAAUUUGAAUACUACAAAAGAAUAAGGUUGGGGUAUCUUUUCCAGAAUUGAGCACCUUACAUGAAGCAUGUAUGCUUACACAUGUACUAUCUUGGAAUGCCCCAUAUUAUUCUGAUAUGAUCUGGUUUGAAAUGGAGAGCCAAGACUGUCUACCAUACUUUCCCCCUAAUAUCAUAAGGUCCGACGUAAAACAUCUUAAUCUCUAAAACCUCUAACCCCAUUAUAUUGGAUUCUUUGAGUACCAUAAAAAAUAAAGAAAAAAUGAGUAUAACCAAUAAUUUGCUCUUAAAGACACCACUAGAGGCCUUACAAGAUUAUAUUACUGAUUUAAAUCUUACCUUAUGGAUUCAGAAUGGCCUAAUUUGCUUAGCAGACAUAGUUAAUCAAUAUAAGAUAAUUCCUUUCCCACAGUUACAGAUUCAAUGUGGAUUACCAAAUAAUGAACUAUUUACUUAUCUUAGAUUAAAAGUGUUCUCUUGUCCAGAUCUAUUCUACCAAACCAUAUUCUUGAAAAUUUUAUAAUAAAUUCAAGGGAAAAGGGACAGAAAUCUAGAACAAUUAAAUUACUAAAUCAUAGUGAAAAUAUGACUAAACACACCCCCAUCCUUAAAUGGGAGAAAUAUUUGAAUUGUUCCUUUUCAAUGGAGGAAUGGAUUACUGGAACAGCACUCGUUACACGUAAUAUUCACUGUAUAACACUUGAGGAACUACACUAUAAAUUAAUCUUCCAUUUAGUAUAUGGUUCUACAACGAAUGUACAACAUUUCUAAAUCAAACUCAAAUCUUUGUUGGAGAUGUCUUUUAGACAUUAGCACUAUUUAUCAUAUUUGGUGGGAAUGUUCACGGCUGAAUUCAUUAAAAAUAAGCUUACGCAAUCUACUUAAAUAUCUGUUCCCAAAUAUCCAUACUAUUUCCCAACAAAUGUUUUUGUUUAAUAUUGAUAUUCCUAUUGGUAGUAAAAUACACAAAAAUCUAAUUGAACAUAUUCUAAUGGCUAGUAAGAUUUGCGUAGCAAGACAAUGGAAAAAAAUAGAACCAACAAGUUGGGUAGAAGUACAAACCCAAUUAGAAUUUCAAUGUAGAAUGGAAUGUGCAUUUUAUACUUCGAAAGGGGAUAUUGAUAAGUAUAGACAAAUUUGGCAUCCGUGGACACAAUAUAAGGAUUCUCAAAAUAUAAAUUGAAGUAACAUAGAAUUAUGUCCCCCAAAUGUAUCUUGCGACAUGAUCCCCGUAAUCCUGAAGGGCCUUUUCUUUCUUUCUUUUUUUUAUUUACUUAUUUUAUUUAUUUAUUUUUCUUCUUUCUUGUAUGAAUGAAGUAUGAAAGGAAUAUCCUUUGCACUCAGUUAAAUAGUAUUCAGUAGAUUUAAUAAAGACUACUGAUUUGAAUGUAAUGAUGCUCACAUUUUAUUGUUCAUAAUGUAUAAAUAUAAAUAGAACAUGUUUAAUGUCUUCUUUUUGUAACCAUUUAAAUAUUUUAUUAAAUAAAGAAUCAUAAAUAAAUGAAGUUCUCUUGGUGCCAUGUGGUCCCCGGGCACACUCUUACCUUAACAGGUUAAACCGUUCUUAAACGGUUUAACCCCAAAAGUUUACUCUACCGCCAAACUCCAAGUUCUCCAGGCAGCAUCCUGCUUCUGAUUCUCAGUUACAGGAAGUGCAGUGUUCUGCCCGGCCAAGGGCACCACUGAUACCACUGGCUAGAGCAGUCAGCUGACACUCUAAGCCAAUUAGCAGUUCUUCUUUGGUAAAAAGUAAAAAAAAUGUAACAAUGGUGAGCUAAUGAGUGGCAUAGAGUGUGACUUUGAGGGUAUCCUUGACCUUAUUUUAAUACAAUAAGCGCUGUACCAAGUAUGUUUAGAAGUCUGAAGAUACAGUCACUUUAGGAAAGACUUGAUGAUAUUGUAAAAGGAUUUUGUGCCUAUUGACCAUAGAGAAUCCAGAAUGCAAAUUACUAAAGCUCGCUGUGACGAGACCAAUCUCGCCACUGUGCAUUGGAGGAGCCUGUUUGCCCGCCUGCUGCCUUUAGACUAUGGCCCCUUGUUGAAAGGCUUGAUUUUCCCCUGCAAAGACACGAAAGCUGGGUCAUUCGGUACUUGCCCUAUUUGAACAGUGAUAUACCCCAGAUAGCUAUGCCAUGGAGCCCAUUUGUAUAACGAAACACUAUGUGAAAGACUUUGGCUUCAUGGCAAUUGAACUGUAUGUAUGUGAUCUGAGUGCCAUUCAGUAAUAAUUUGUGCUCAGAUCUAAGCUAUCUGGGGCUAUGUUGAAUGUACCUGUUUUAUGCAAUAGCUGCACAGUUAUAUAUUUUUAUGUAUUUUAUUGUCUUUUGCUACCAUGUGUUCAAUGGAGUUUAUCCUCUGUCCUUGGAGAUAAUUGGAUUACUUCCCAAAUAUCUCCAGGAUAGAAGACACUGUGGAACUGGUUUUGGGCAGAAAAGCCAUGCUUCAUUUGGUCACAAAGGAUUUCGAUCUAUCUUUCGAACCAAUGGACCAAUUUGGAUGAUUUUGACAUAUGUUUGUAUUUGGAGUAUGCUGAUUCUGAAAAUGUGAGUGUGAUGUAUACUUUUAAAGUUAUGAAUAAUGUGGAAAAACUGUAUUUCUCUGCCUGUGAUAAUUACAUUAACCCAUUGUGUAAGGUAAUUGUAUCAAAGGCAGAGGGGAGGAUAUUGUGUGGGAGUGUCUGAGUGUAUUGUAUGUGUUUAUUGGUUGUUUUACAAAACCCUGUGGGUGGUACUAAUGUGUAAGAAUGUGUAAAUAACAACAAUAAACCCACACCUCUGUCUGUUCCUGCUUGACCCUCAAAACGGAGCCUUGUCUCGUUCUUGGGGGGAUUUAUUGUAUGCUGUUCCAGUUUGACAGCUAGGAGUGUAAACCUAAUCGUAUGGUUUUUCCUAUUCUGUUUACAGCAUUUGUAUGGUUCCGGUUCAGCUGUUUACGGCAUUCAUAUGGUUUCCUGUUCGGUAGUCUUUGGUAGCUGCCUGGUUAUCUGGAAGGGGAAUAUCCUCUAAACGGCGUUUAACCCCUUUUAUGACUGGGGUGCCGUUACACUCGCAACCACUUAUGAUUAUUUAAAGUUCCAUGUAUUAUUAUUAUUAUUAUGAUAUUUAUAUAGCGCCAUUAAAUUCCACAGCGCUUUACAAGAAAAGAAUGUAGAAAAGAAUGUGGACAGUUUUGGUACAUAUUAUAGUUAAUUUGAAAACUGACAUAUAUGGCUUUGACUACUUUCAUACCUCUUAAGUGUGGCGACAUCUGGUGGGAUUGUUCUAGUUUGUGUACUACUCUCCAAAUGUUGCACUUGUUGGAGACUCCAGAGGAAAUCCCCAAACGGCAUUACUAAAUACCCCAAAUCAAUUAUUGCAUAUGCAAGUGCUUCAACUACAUUUUUUAUGUGUGUGUAAAUCUGGUUGGCAACUUGUUUCAGUUCAAUACACGUGUAUAAUGAGCUGACAUGUUUUAUUUGCAACCAUAUAACACUUCUUUUAAUCCUAUAUUGUUGUCGGUGAGAGUUCAGAAAUAUGCAACUUUUGUCCCAAACAAAAAAAAAUACAGCUUAUCGCCAUCAUUCAACUUGAGGUAGUAAGGGAUCCUACCUGGAAACCUAGUCAUUGUUUCUACUUCAAAGACUCCUGCUAAGAGUCAUUGAAUCCACUUGGAAAUUAAAAAAUAGAGUAUUUCGUGCAAGUCAGUAGAAACCACUAGAAGCCUGAGAUUGGAUGAUAUACCUUACAGGGUUUUGGUUUAAACAGAAAUCAGAUCCGUGGGGAAAAUGGCAAAACAAACACCUGAAGACAAAUUUAAUUUUACCUUGUCUGAUAUACUACUAAAAUUAAGCAGACACCCAUUGACUGUAGAAGGUUUAAAGGGAUACUCCAUGAAUAAAUACCACUUUAAAUUAUUUUGUUGCUUUUGGUUAGUAACUUUACUCUUGCAUGCUUGGCUAGCUUGGACCACACACACAAACAAUUACUGGGCCCUUAUUAGGGGAAAAGAAAUAGAACCAAAAAGUUGGACAGAGUGGGUCCACAAGCAAAGUCUGCCCAGAGCCCUGUUAAUAUUGAAGACCGUUUUGGUCUGAAAUCUGGAAAUAUUUCGGUUGUGUGUACGCCACAAACACAUCUGGAUUCCUUGCAUGUUUUAGUAAAGUUAUCCUGACUUAGAGAUUAAGUUUGUGUAUUAAAUGGUAGCUAAGAGCGAUGGAAAUCAAUGUUCUUUUAACCUUCUACAUGCGAUCACAUUACAAAUACCACUACUGAGAUUUCAAGCAACAGAUUCCUCAGAGUUUCUAAUGGCCAUGCCUUUGAGGCAGCUCUCCAAGAAUGCCCCAUAUUUCAUCAGGGUGUGGUAGAACCACUAAUGACCAGUGUAGUUUCAUGACAGUGCUCUUCGUGAAUUGGAUUGCUUGGCAUUUACUUACAUUCCACACAGAGUUGCAGAAAUAAUUUUAAUACUUUUCCGACAUUUAAAUAAAAUUAUCAUAAAUAUCACUACUUUUAAUUUUAUUUUGAUGUAUAAACCCAUUUUUGUCUCCAUAUCUCAAGUAAACCUAAAGCUUUAAACACGUUUCAAUACUACAAUUAAAUAAAAGGAUAAUAUUCUCUUUAUAUUGUGAAAAGAACUGCUCAAAAUAAUUGGGUGUUUUUCCUUGAUAUCUCGUAAUUCCUCUAAAGUAUCGUCUAUACAGUACACUCACUGGCAACUAUAAUAAGUCCACUUCUACAACUGUUCACUAUGCUAAUCAUAUGGCUUCAGCUCAAUACAUUCAAGUAUUCAGAUGUGCUCAGUAGUCGCAUAUGACAAAAUGGGGGGAUGACCUCUCUCUUGAGGAAAAUUAUUACUUACAUGUCCUUCCUUUUUUUUUAUAUUUCUCUUUUCCCUUUUUUUAUAUUUGGGCAAAUGGAUAACAUUUGUGAUUUAUAAGAUUGUUCGUUCGUAUCAGAUGAAAUACCUUAUGGCAUUGUACAGACUAUUUUGUAUGCUCUCAAAACUUCAAUAUUUAAAAAAAAUGUGAGAUUAAUUUGUUGCUCAAAGUAAGCAUCAACAGUGGUUUGAGUAACUCAUAAACAGCUGAGAAUUGUGCAAAAACACAAAAUCAUCCAGUGAGUGGCAGUUCUCCAGGCAAAAACACCUUAAUAAAACAAAGGCUAAACUAGGCUUCACUGGUUCAGGCUAACAAGCGGGUAACUAUAAAUUAUAUAACCAUCAGGAUUAUUCACUAAUAAGAGAAUUGUCGAUAGUUCAAAGUGAAUUUCAACGUUAAAGCCAAAAUAGCUGAAGAGAAAACGUAGAUGACUUGGAGAAUAUUUAAAUUGUGGUAAUUUUCUUUUUAAAUAUGAAAUUUGCUUUGAAUUCACUUUGAAUUUCCAACAAUUUCACAUUAGUGAAUAACUCUGUAUGUGUUUCAGCUGUGCUAUGCAGACCAUAUCUAAACAUUUUGUACCUUUUAGUGGUUUGUUACAGCAGCAAAAGGUUUCACUCCUGUCUCCUAAGAACAGAAAACUGAGGCUAUAAUUGCAGCAAAAACUGGAAAGUAGAAGAUAGGAAAAAUGUCUCUUGGUCUAAAGAAUCUGUUGAUAAAUGCAAAUGAUAGGCUAAAAAUUUUACAUAAACAUUAAUUCAUGGAUCCAUCCUGCCUGGUGGAAACAGUUCAGGCAUUGUUAAAUGUUACUGUAAAUCCUUAAUGCCCCCAUUAGGGAGGAAGAGGUAGUUUGGUCUAUAGAAACAUCAAGGGCACAAAAAGGCCCAGGAAUUGACUGAUUUGUAAUUGACUACUACAAAAUCCUGAAAACCCAGAUUUUAACAACCCUUUUUAAAUGCCAAUUACACCCCUUACACUAUCUAGAAAAAUUCAAAUAACAAAACCCAACAAAGAUUCAGCUCUCCCAUCCUAUAGGCCAAUCACAGACUUCAACAAUUACUUCCAUCUAUCUUACAUCUUCAACAACUGGUAUUCAAUAGAGGUAGACCAUCCAUUCAGUGAAUAAGGAUGGCAAUUGCUUCCGUUUCUUUGUAUGAUAACCACUUAGAAAAAUGCCAAGCAGUUUUAUUCAGCUUAGACGCUCAAAAAGCCUUUGACCACAUGACCUGGCCUUGUAUUUUUAGAACACUAAAAUAUCACUUUUUUUGUCAUCCCAUACUUUAAUAUCAUGAGAGCUUUGUCCACAUAACAGUCCACUAAAAUCAAUGUCAACAGCCUAGACUCAGAAGUAUUCUCUUCAACAUAGCCCUAUACCCCUUAUCAGAUAUAUUUAUUCUUCCAUGGACAUAAAAAGAAUUCAAGUGGGAUCCUGUACAGUCAAACUUAUGGGCUUAGCAGAUGUUUUAUUACUUUAUCUUUCAGAACACAUAACAUCUCUCCCUAACACCAUGACUCUUUUUGAAUGUUAUGACCCAAUAACAUGCUUUCAAAUUAAUUGGUCCUAAUCUUUGUGGUUGGGCCCAUGUACCCCAAUAUAUUUAAGAUCAACAAAUAUAUGACCUCAAAUUUAAACUACUGGGUUAUGCCAUCUCUAACUUGUUUCCAAAGUGCCCAAAUCCCCAUGUAUUUACCACUGUUUCUGAGUGUGUGGGGGUAUUUGGGCAUUCUGGAAACAGUUAGAGAUGACAUAACUCAAUUACUUGAUAAACCAUUUUAUAUUUCUCCAUAACUAGCAACAUUGGGGGUGCUAGCAGAUGCAUCAGGCCACAUUAAUAAAUUAGCAGCAAUUAUAGCAACAAUCUACCCAUGUUCUAAUGAUCUGUUUAGAAGGAUUAAGCACACAUCAUCUCAAGCUCCUUCAUUAUGACAGUAAAUUCAGAGUAUUUUAUUGGUUUAUAGAUUAUAAUUGAUUACAUCAAUAUUAUCAUUGAUAUUUGUAUAGCAUCAAUAUAGGUAAGAUGAGCAUGCAAGAAACUUCUACUUUUACUAUUUUAAUACUUUUUUUUAAAAUUUAAUGUUUAUUAUUUUUCAUUUUUUGUUCAAAAACAGUCAGGUCAACAUGUGUAUAUACAAGAGCAUGUACAGAGCACAAAUGGGUUACAUUCUCAAGGGGUAACAACAAUGAAAGCUGUGACAAAAUCCCUAUUCCCCAGAGUCAAAGUACCGAACACCAAUCACCCCCUGGCUCAUUAAGUUCAAACUAACCACAGGAAUUCAGUGCUCUCGGCCAUCUUGUUGCACGAAAGCAGGCAGCGGGACUUUGUCGUCAAGUGCCUGGAACUCUGAGGUGGCCACUCGAUGGCCCGAACACUGGUGAAAACGUACGAACGCCUGCUUCCAGUCGCGGCAAGCCAGGAGAGCGCUGUUCAACAGAUUGUUCGUCCAGAACUCCCGAACAAACCCCAGACUAUACACCAGGGAACCCCGUUCACCUUUUUAUUCGUACAUAAUUUAAUUUUGUAUGAAACUCUCGAACUAGACCGACCGCUACCCCUGAACUUAGGGAACUAUUUCCGGGUAGACAUCGCCAGAGCAGUCGGUCAAUUCUUUUCUCCAGUGGCGAUCCGACUAUGUUCGUGGGAUCUGAGCGCUUUUCUAAUAUGUUGUGCGCUCAGAUCCAAGCUAUCUGGGGAUGUGCAGACUAUGGGGGUUCGGUUAAACAAAAUAAGACUUUUGUAUUUUAAAGUGUUUUUGUGCAAUAAUAAAAGAGUAAAUAUUUAUUUUUGUACUAGAGAUAAUUGAGUUUAAGCCAGUCACUUAACUCAAUUAUCUCCCAGAUUCAGAGGAGGGAUUGUAUUGUUUGUACUGGGAGUGUCACCAUUUGUAACCUUGCUGUUGGUUAUUGGUUUGUGUCCCUGUCCCCAACAAGGUCCAUGUGGGAGUAUACCUUGCUUGGGGACUUGCAUAAAAGGCCAGCUGUGGCUUCCAUUAAACAGAAUGCUUUACCCCUUCAUCAAGUCUUGGCUCAUGUUUGGGGGAUUGGAGAACUACAUACACUCUGGGGAUUGCUAUAUCACAAUACUCCCCUGAGUAUAAUCACUAGCUCUGUUCCUGCUACGCUCUCUGGGCUAGGAGAGGUUCACCCACUGGUAACUGGAUCCUGGCCUUGGGUCCAGGGUGGGUGGAGGACGGCGAGAUCCCAACCAAGCUGCGGCGGUUUGUGGGGUUUAUGGUGGCUAUGGUGUUCCAGCGCAGUGCUUAUGGUGCUCACAUGUACUAGGAAGCAAAAAUUGAUGGAGGUACCCGGUCGGGGUGCAGGCAGACCGUCACAAUAGCAUUAAUGGAACAAUAUAACAGGUAUGGUAGAGUUAAUGCCACGUAGACAGCCAUAACACCUGAGUUUUAGAUAAUGCACUAGCUAUCUUGUACAGUAUACAUAUUCAAGGCACAUGUACAUCAAAUAUAAUAUCAUAACUGUGUGUAUAAAAGGGAAGAAUAAAGAAAAGUGGAGAGGAAGGAGAGGUGAGAAGAGACAAUUGGUAGAACAAGAAUUGGAAGACCCUAUGGAAGUUAGGUUUACUAGAAGGAGAAGAAUAGAGCUGUGUUCUCCUAGUAAUACAUGGUUGGGAUAACCAUAGGUCAGACCUUGGAGGCGGCCAAUGUAGGCAACUGUCUACUGUUUGCCGGUACAGACAUAUCAGGUAAGUAUUUAGGUUGGGCCUCAUGAGGAGGUUCCCUGCGUGAUUUGUGGGUUAUCCUGUCUACUCCCUGCGGAAUCCAAACCAUAGCGCUUCACCCAUGUCUUUCACGUGUUUAUAAAUUUUGAUGUGUCUUUGCUAGACGUUAGGGACAUGCUUUCAUAAGUGUGGUAUUGUUGUAUCUUGUCACGUAGCUGUGAUAAUACUUGUUUGUUUUUUUUAAAAUGAAAAAUGUAUUAAAAUAUGCAGUUUCCAAAGGUUAAAAAAAUUAUUUGCGCCAUGAUUUGCAUCUCCUAUUGCUGUUCAUUCAAAGCUGCCUUAGCACCCGUUAUAAUUGCCAUGUCUGCCUACUGUGUCUGUAUCAGUGGGGUCCAGUAGUACAGCUGUAGUGGUUUGGCAGGAGAUUAAAUGAAAUAGCAAAGUCCUGGUAUGGAAGUGUACUGUGAGCCUCACUGUGCAACUCAUCACAAGCGUGGCUGCUAUGAGCUAACUUGACAGAUAUUUAAAUCAUGCAGAUACCUGAAUGAUUGCUGAAUCAUCACUACAAGUGAGACACAUAGUUUAUCAUGCUAUACUGUUAGUAUAGUACAGGGGUAGGCAACCUUUAUGAAUGAAAAACAAUGACACUCAAUACAUUGAUAUAAUUGUUACGUUUAGCGCCCAGGUCCUAGUAACCAUUUGAUUAUGCAGGUGCGAGAGCUGCACUGGGAUCAGUAAGCGUUCAGGUUAUCUGGUUCAUGAUAAUACAGUUGAUGAGGUUCUGUGACUUAGUCUCUCGUGGGUAUGAUUUCUGGUUUUGGAGAUCAGUCCGGAUCUGUAUAGGUGCUGCUGUGGGUUACUAACGUGUAUGGGUAGCUGUCCUUAUGUUUAAAAUAAGGGAAUCAUGCAAGAGGGGAUGUGUUCAUUGGCAUUGAAGGUGUUGUAUGCUCUGGACGAGAAUGGGAUGUUAGAACCGUUGUCCAGGUGAGGUGGUGAGUACUGUCCACGACCGGCAGGCUCUUGAAGCUUUAACAGUGUCUGUUUGUGCCUUUAGGUGUGUUUGCACCCAGCGAGGUAUCCGAGGGAUCAUUCCUCCUCUUCUCAGCCAGGGUCUGCCACCUCUGUCACAGCACACUUACAACUCCAGCAACGACAGAGGUGGCAGACCCCGGCUAAGCAGAGGAGGAAUGAUCCCUCGGAUACCUCGCCGGGCUCAAACUCAUCUAAAGGCACAACCAGACACCGUUAAAGCUUCUAGACCCCACCAGUCGUGGACAGUACUCACCGCCUCUCCUCAGACCAUGCACCCCUAUCUCUUGCCAUACAGAUCCCUAACCUGCCACCCCAUUCCUUCCAGUGGAAAUUAAACAACUUAUUAUUAAAAAAAUACAAGAGUCACAGAAUCCAUCCACACAGCGAUCAAGCAAUACUUUGAUGAAAAUACACUACACUCUACAACACCCACAGUAGUAUGGGAGGCACAUACAUGUGUGCUUUGGUGGCACCUUAUAGCAGUGGCUUCCAAACUCAAGAAACAAUGCACGGAGCAAGCAAACUCACUCUUUACGGAAAUAAGAACAUUAGAAAACACACACAAACACAGCAACACCCUAGACACAUACAAACAACUGACAAAGGGGGGGCGGGGCCGGGCCGGCUGGAAGCCACUUGCCUUGGCUCCAGCAUCGAGAUUAUUAAAAGAUAUUACAGACCCUUUUAGGGCAGAAUACUCCGUCGCCAAUCAAUGGAGAACAUCCUCAGCUUUAAUAAGAUACCUAGAAGACGGCUGUAGCAACCCGGAUGAGCCGAAACAGAUACCCUCGGCCCACUAGCUGCCAUAAGCCUAUGUACAUGCGGCCGUUGAGAACAUACAGACCCGGAGACACCGGGGAGAGAGAUGGACACUCUAGGAGAGAAACCGGCACCCACCCUGGCCGGCGGGGGAUAUCCCGGCCACAGGUGGCAACGGAUGCCGCAGCGGAAACUCCCACGGGGGCGCCUUGCCGACCACCUAAACUGGCACUGGCAAUGGCAAAGAAGGAGACGGCCAGCCAGCUGUAAAGAGCGAUACUGAUUAACAGUGAGCUAACGGACGCUGACACAGACAAGGAGAGGAAGGAGAACUCCUAUGGGGGGACGCCCCCAAUCCUGAAAAAAAAGCACCAAGGGGGUCUGUCGUGAGCAGCCCGCACAGGCUCUGGCUGGGCCGGGCGCCGGACGGAUCCACCGUGCUGUGACCUCGACUGCUGGAGAGGUGGAUGCCCGGGCCUCUGGGUUUGAGGGGUCCCGGAGAGCCCAGUCCCCGGAGCUGCGAGCCCGGUGGGGCAGGACUGUGCUGCCCCCCCGACGGACCGGUGGUCAUGGGGGUGGACACCGGCUUCAAGUAUGCGGCCAGCACUGGGCGAGACGUAGGAACACACACCUCCAAACAUGCUUUUUCAAACACUCUCAUACUUUGAGUUUUUAAAAAUUGAGGAUAAAAAUUAGAUUUUUUCUUGAAAUUUGUAUGACGUCUCUUGAUGCCAGAAAACGUAAAUGACGUAUCGGCGCGAAUACCGGAAGUCACGUGAGAAACAUCAGAAUUACGCGGCCAUUAUGAGAAGGUCAACUUUUACAGACGCUAGUACGCCAUAUUGGGAGGGAAUGAAUACCGGAACUCCCAUAUAUGGCAUUGAGGGGUGGGUUUUGUAUAUUUUCUACAUGUGUUUGGAAUUUUUCAUUUUUGUAUCUAAUAUAUAAGCAAGUUAUUGUGACAUAACAUUAUUGCACCUGAGGAAGACCAAGAGAGUGGUCAAAACGUGUUGUGCCUGUUAUAAGGAAUUCUUUUAUUUUAAAUAAAGUAUUUUACUUUUAAAUUUAUUUUGGUUCCUGAUUGUAUCCAGACGAAAUCUGAUAUCCGUUUCUGGUGGGACCAGUCUACACACAGCACUCUUCUGAAAUAUCCUACAUGCCUUUACAGUAGAGAGCCGACUUAUAAGUUAUUUUCUAUAUUACAUAUUGUUUUUAACAUAUUGUCCUACGAUAGCUGUUUAUGUUACAGAUCAUAUUAUUAUUCAUCCAGCGUGUGCGCAAAACCACCUCUUCUUUAUCCAAGUGAGCUUUGUGCCCAAACGCGAAGCCAAAAAUAAUACCACCAAAUUACUGAACCUAAUGCACAUGGCACAACACUCGCACACCCAGAGCUUACUUUUAUCAAUUAACGCAGAAAAGGCAUUUGACAGGGUGGACUGGUUCCUACUAUUCACAACCCUCAAAGCCAUGGGUUUCGGCCCGAACUGGUCACAAUGGAUACAAUCCAUGUACUCACAGCCACGAGCGUGAAUUAGGAUAAAUGGCCAACUAUCUGAUCCCCUCCCUAUUACAAAUGGCAUGAGAUAGGGGUGCCAUCUAUCACCACUACUGUUCAUCCUGAUCAUGAAGGCAUUCCUUCAAGGUAUCAGAGACAAUCACAAUAUCCACGGUAUCACAGUGCAAGAUAGCGUACAUAAGGUGGCAGCAUUCUCUGACAACUUUUUAUUUACACUUACACAACCGCUCACAUAUAUGCCACAGAUUUUGGAGGAAAUAGCCCUAAACCAUCAUGUCUCCAACUUUAAAGUCAACCUUACGAAAAGUUAAAUACUCCCACUGGUGAUCACUGAUUUAACUAAGGAGACCCUACAAAACUCCUUUCUCUUUUUAUGGUCACCCACGUCUGUCAAAUACCUUGGAAUACAUCUACCUUCACAAUCCUCCAAACUCUAUGACCUGAACUUCCUACCUCUUUUACACACAAUUUCUCAAGACGUAACCACAUGGCACAAACCACACUUUGGCUGGCUAUGCCAAAUAAGCAUUAUAAAGAUGAACUUGCUCCCCAAAAUACUAUACCUACUACAGACCAUCCCUAUAGCAAGGCCCAAAACUUGUUUUUUGAAAAUUAAGAAAACAUUUACCUGUUUAAUUUGGUCGCACAACCAACCCGGACUUCUGUCCAAAACUCUUACAAACCAUAAGCAUCAGGGGGGCUUGGGCCUGCCAGACAUCAAAAUGUAUUACAAAGCAGUUAUGCUCACUAGAAUAUAUCAAUGAUUACUCCCCAACAACUGCAAACAUUGGGUCCUUCUGGAGAAAGCCGCAUUCCUACACCCUCUGUUAACCAUUCCAUGACAUACCUCACACCCCACGAUAGCACCAACUCUUAAGAUAUAGGCAUGACUUAGAGACUUACCGAGUGUAUCCCCAUACCCAUCCCCUCUAUAAACACUCACACAAAACUCACAUUUUCCACCAGGCCUCAAUCCCUCCUCAUUCGCAUUAUACCACUUAUGUCCCUACCUUCCACUAUGCACAUUGUUACACGACCAGGGUAUCACUCCACUCAGCGAUCUAGAGACCGACACACCACCCUCAGCACUACAACAAUACCAGAACUUACUUUCUCUCAUCCACCCCUACCAUCCUCAAACGGAACAGACAACUUACGGUAUUUGAAAACCAUUGUGCCUCCAGCAACAUAAAAACAAAACAUCUAUCACUGAUGUAUAAGCUACUACUAAAAGAAGCGUUUCCUUCCCUGCCCAAGUACAUGAGCUCUUGGGAGUCUAAGUUCAGCCUUAAAUUGACACAUGAUUGGAAACACAUAUUCAUUAACAUCCAUAAGACCUGCAUCAGCACACACACUCAAGAAGGAAACUUCAAAGGACUAUCCAGGUGGCACCUUAUACCAUCAAAGAUACACAACAUUUUUCCGAACGCAUCAGAAUCUUGUAGGGGAUGUUCCUACCCCAAAGGAACAAAGGGUCAUAUAUGGUGGACAUGCCCAACUAUUAGCGAAUACUGGUCUAAAAUAAUCAAAAUUAUUCACUUAGUAACAAAUAUCAAACUGCCUAGCUCACCGGAAACUCUACUCUUCUUCCACUACCCAAACCCUAGGAGGACUUAACUUACCUGACAUCGAACUAUAUCACAUGGCGACCCAUCUCACGAGAAUCUACGAGUGGACAUCUGUCACCACGACUAAACACUGGGUAUGUUUAGAGAACACCUUCUCAGAGAUCCCACUAGAAGUAUAUCCUUGGCUCCCUCCAAAUCAAAUGCAACCUUACCUCCAACAGGAUCCACACCCUACCAUUAAACCUACACUUCAGGUCUGGCACAAACUACUGAAAACUAUGGAAAUCUCCUCAUAUCCCUCCACACUGUAUCCUCUCACACACAACCCGCAUUUCCAGAUAGGACUCUCGGGCAACACCUACAACGCAUAUCAUAGGGGUAACACAUUACAACUGAGAGACAUGAUGGAAAACAGUAAACUAAAAACCCUAACACAAAUCUUGUCAAACACCACACCGACAGGCAACCAGAAACUCCACUACAAACAACUAUUAAAUUUUAUCAAAAACCAAAACCUCUUAACAAAGGAAACAAGAGACCUGUCCAAAUUCGAACAUCUAUGUGACACACAUCCACUACCCAAAAAACUACUUUCCACCAUGUACAAUCUUAUUAGGGAAGAACUUGACCCGAUCCCACCUAAAUGUAUAUUACAAUGGGCAGAAGAACUACAAGUUAACUUCUCGCAACGAGAAUGGAACACUAUAUUCCGUACAGCCCACAAAUCAACUACCUCUAACACAGCCCAAGAAAGUAAUUAUAAAUGGAUCACUCACUGGCACUACACACCAAUGAAGAUACACAAAAUAUAUAACACACCCUAAGAAUCAUGCUGGAGAUGUCAACACAUGAUAGCCAACCACUCACACAUCUGGUGGCAAUGCCCGACAAUAGAGAAGUUCUGGAAUAGAAUACAUAUCCUUAGCCAAACAAUCACCGGAAGUAAAAUCCCUUUCAUCCCAUGACACUACAUCUUCCUUCUUCCGCCAGAUGGCCUACGAAAAGAACAGGUGGCUCUUUUCAAUUUCUUAUCCAUAGCAGCCUCACAACUAAUUCCUAGAUACUGGAAACAAUCACAAGUACCCACUAUUAGAGAAUGGGUAGAGAGGGUGGAGGGAAUCAGGCAGAUGGAAGAGAUAACACACGCUAAAUCUAAAACCUACCAACCAUUUGCCAAAAUCUGGAACCGUUGGAUCUCCUUCCUCGACUCCUAACCAUAAAACACUAUAAUAUGCCACUUCAGGACUCAUUGAACUUAUGCUAUGGGACAAAUUUAAUCCUUAAGCGCACAACCCAACACCCAAAAACCUUCAAAUACAGGUUUAAUCAAGGCGAACAAGUUAAGUCAUAAACGUCAUAAUUGGGACAGAAAUACUACCACAAUACUGACGGACCCUCAUAUCCUCAAACAAGGCUCAUGUCCCUUAUUGAGAACACGAUAAAUAUAUAUCAUCAACACUUCCUCGCAAAGAGGGUAAUCAUUAGCUCCAACCACACCUCUCGAGAACACGUAUAUACUAUGCGAGGAGUUUGUUUUGUGUCCCUCUCCUUGUUCUUGUUUUCGAUUUCACACCUGUGUGACUCCCUAACUAACUGAAACCUACAUGACACCAUGUACCGCUUUGUAAAACUGUCUAACUUUAUGAUCCUUAACGAAGUUAUAAACCUCAUGACUGUAACCAAAACUUCAAAAGAUGUCUAACAAUUACCUUUAUUUGUAUCCUAAAAGCGAUAUUGAAAAAUUUUAUACCUUUUGUACUUUUGUUAUGAUGUUACAUAUGUCUUAAUAUACAAAAUAAAAAAUUAUAAAAUAAUUUUUAAAAAAAAGCAACUCAGUCAAGAUUUAUAUAAUUGAAUAUGUUCUAUGUGCAUGUUUAAUAGGGAUUUACUUUUAUACCUUUGUCUACUGUUAGGUGAGUAACGAUAUAAACAUAGCAACAAGUAGGCGUGGAGCACGGAAAGAUGACUGUUCUUAACUCCAGCCAUUAUCCUUAUGGAACAAUUUUAGACACAACUAUAUUAAGCUCUUGGUCAGGUUUCACUGGACACAGGCCACUGCUGACAAAACAGAUGGAUGCAAAUAAUAAAUGUUUACCCCUAGACAAGCUUGGUCUAAAUUAUACUUGUUUAAAACAUAAAUCUGUGGAAUAUGGAAGUUUUCAGCGAAUGGCAACACGUUUUAAAAAACCUUCAGUGACUAGCUAGAAGUAAGGAACAAUGUCUGUUCCUUGUCCUCUGUAUUCUGUAAUCCUUCUAUAUUAGUUAAAUAUGGAAUACCAGAUUUCAUUAAACACUACACAUAUUUAGUGUGUGUGUGUUUGUUUUUUUAUUAUAUAUAAAAGCCCUAGCAUAUAUUAAAAUAAUCUGAAGUAAGGCUUUUCAAACCUAAACGCUGUCUGACAUGCUGCAACAAGUUUUAGAAUGACACAUUCCCUUUGGAAUUUUGUGGGUUUUUAUUAUAUCAUGAACCUGAACAAAAAAAAAUAUAAUAAUGGAAGCUGCACUAUUUACCCACCCAAGUUAAACCUAGCAUGGCAUUUUACAGUAAAUCCACGCUGACCCAGUAGUUCCUAGAACAAGUAAACAGCAUGUAAUCCUUCCUUACAGUCUGCUGCUACAUAAUGUCACUGAGUACACAUUAGUAGUAAAAUUCAUAGCCCUGCAGGUCUCAUAACAAUCAUGAUUUUGGUGGGACAUUCCCGAUUACAAAGUUUUGUCCCACCAUUCUGAUUUUGUUCCCUAGUGUCCUGCUUUAGGGACACCAGGAAUUUGUACCAAAAAAAGCAUAGCACACGCACAUCUUUAGACACACUCGUGCAAGGCUCAGGUAGAACCCUGAAAGAGUGCUCUCUGCAUGGUCCAUCCUUAGUAAGCUUUAGCUUUGAAUGAGACAGUUGCCUCAGUUUGUAGGAUGAAAGAAAGCAGGUAAAUGUGAUUUUUUUUUAUUUUUUUUAUAUUUACCUGCUUCUUCUUUUUUAUGCUUUCCUAAUCCGGGGGGGGGACAUUGAUCUAACCAAUCAGUGUCCUAUCCCUAGGAAUGCUGGAAAAGUGCACCGGUCAUCCCUGAUUUACACAUGUUCAGUUGGAAGAUAUCUUCACCUUGCAACAUUCUGACAGAGGGAGAAAAGAUGGAGUCUGAUCAGUGUAAAUCAUGCAUGGCAGACACGGGUGUCAGGUUUUUCUCUCCUGCUGCUGCACAAUGAUGCCCAGUUUCUGUCAUUAGUAGACUGGUCUGAUAAUGAGAUUGGUGGGUAAGAAGAGUGGAUGUAGUAAGUUCAUAAAUUUUUAUUAUAUACUUCUCAAAGUUUUUAUUGUUUUAUUUUGGUUUGUAUAUUUGUUUAGACAUGUUUGCUUGAUGGUUUAAAACUAAAUUAUUUAAGUCAUGCAUGUCCCUUUAAUUCAAGGAGCUUAAAAAAUAUUGUAUGAACAUUUAAUAAUUACAACAAUUAUAAUAAAGCCACCCUCCAAUUUAUUCAGCAUUCAUCCUACUGCUUCAAUCAGCAGCCAUACCAUCAAUAAACACUAGUGAGCCAGUUCAUUGGCAACCAUAAAUGUCCGUGCCAUAACACUGUCUCCACCAUUAUUUAUCGAUAACAUUGAAUGUCUCAGAUCAUGAGCCGACCCUUCCCUUCUACAUACUCUUAGUUACUUAGUUACAUAGUUACAUAGCUGAAAAGAGACUUGCGUCCAUCAAGUUCAGCCUUCCUCGCAUAUGUUUUUGCUGUUGAUUCAAAAGAAGGCAAAAAACCCAGUCUCAAGCGCUUCCAAUUUUGCAACAAACUAGGAAAAAAUUCCUUCUUCACCCCAAAAUAGCAGUCAGAUGUCUCCUUGGAUCAAGCAGCUAUUAUCCCACUAAUUAGAAAUUAUAUCCCUGUAUGUUAUGUUUUUGCAAGUAUUUAUCCAAUUGCAGUUUAAACAUCUGUAUAGACUCUGACAAAACCACCUCUUCAGGCAAAGAAUUCCAUAUCCUUAUUGCUCUUACUGUAAAAAAACCUUUCCUUUGCCUUAGAUGAACUCUCCUUUCUUCCAGCCUAAAUGUGUGACCUCGUGUCCUAUGUAUAGCCCUGUUUAUGAAAAGAUUUCCAGAUAAUGGUUUGUACUGGCCCCGAAUAUAUUUGUAGAAUGUUAUCAUAUCCCCUCUCAGGCGCCAUUUUUCCAAACUAAAGAGAUUUACAUUUUUUAACCUUUCUUCAUAACUAAAAUGCUCCAUUCCUUUAAUCAAUUUUGUAGCUCGUCUCUGCACUUUUUCUAGUGACAUGAUAUCUUUCUUUAGAACAUGUGCCCAAAAUUGCACAGCAUAUUCAAGGUAUGGUCUUACCAGCGAUUUAUAAAGAGGCAAAAUUAUAUUUUCAUCUCGAGAAUUUAUACCCCUAUUUAUACAUGACAAAACAUUACUGGCCUUAGCAACGGCAGAUUGACAUUGCAUAUUGCUGCUUAAUUUGUUGUCUAUAACAAUUCCCAAAUCCUUCUCGAGUGUGGUUAUCCCUAGUUCACUACCAUUUAGGGUGUAAAUUGCUUGUGCAUUCUUAACCCGAAAGUGCAUAAUUUUGCAUUUCUCUACGUUAAAUUUAAUCUGCCAUUUUAGUGCCCAGUCCCCCAAUCUAUCCAAAUCCCUUUGCAGCAAGGCAAUAUCCUGCUCACAUUUUAUUACUUUACAAAGUUUUGUGUCAUCUGCAAACACUGAUACAUGGCUUUCAAUGCCCAUUUCAAGAUAAUUUAUAAAUAUGUUAAAUAGAAUCGGUCCCAAAACAGAACCCUGAGGGACACAACUUACCACUUUUGUCCAGUUUGAAAAUUUACCAUUAAUGACAACUUGUUGUACUCUAUCCUUAAGCCAAUGUUCUACCCAAGAACAAGAAUUUUCAUCUACACCAAUUUCUUUUAGUUUGAAGACUAACCUAUUGUGAGGAACCGUAUCAAUGCCAAUGCCUUGGCAAAAUCCAAGUAGAUCACAUCCACUGCAACACCCUGAUCUAUACUUCUACUUACUUCUUGAUAGAAUGCAAUUAGGUUAGUUUGACAUGACCUAUGUUUCAUAAAACCAUGCUGAUUAUUGCUAAUAACACAGUUCUUCCCAAUGAAUUCCUGAAUAUUAUCCCUUAAUAGCCGUUCAAAUAAUUUCCCAGUCACAGAAGUUAAGCUCACAGGUCUUUCCUUCAUUCUAUUACAGGUUCUAUGAAUAUGGGUGUUGUACACAGAAACAGUGGUAGUAAAGUAUGUGCUUAGGCUGAUGCUCCGUAAAAGGGACUCACUAUCCCCACAUUAGUAGAAACCGUUCACAUUAGUGGAAAGCAAACAGAAGUUGAUUGAAGAACAGACAUGUAAAGCAUACAAUGUUUUGGCCAAACGUCCUUAAUCAUGUAUAAAUAAUUAAGGCCAUUUGACUGAAACAUCUUAUGUGCUCUACAAUAAAUAUUUGUUUGUUUUGCCACUGCUGUGAUGUCCAUAAACUGUUUCUUCUAAUUUUGUUACUGGUUGAUCUGUCUAAAGGAUAUUUUUACAAAACAUGUCUUUUUUUUUAUUAUUGUUUUUCCAGAACACAUAGUUUCUUUUUUUAUUUAUGUUUUUGGCAAAGUCUAAUGAGGCCUUCCUAUUCUUGAAACUCACCAGACACCGGUGCUGUCUGGUAAACCUUCUUUAUAUACUUUCAUAAAAUCUUAUCUUGUUUGAAGAAUUUGAAAGCCUACGUUCUGAGUGUUCUUGACUUGAUUAGAUGUUGUAAAGGGGUUUUAUAUGGGUAGGUUUGCAUCUUUAAUUGGGCCAGCAAUGCAGUUUAUGACACUUAAGGCCUUCCCUCCCUCUUUUAGGAGAUUGAAUAUAUAUAUAUAUAUAUAUAUAUAUAAAUAUAUAUAUCACCUUGACUACUGCAAUCUCCUUCUCUUUGGUCUUACGUGAUCCCAGAUGCACCGUUGCAAUCUAUAAUGAAUGCGGCGACGAGGCUCAUUUUCCUGUUUAUCCACACCUCCCAAGCCUUCCCCCUCUGUCAGUCCCUACAUUGGCUUCCAGUUAGAUAUAGGGCUCAAUUUAAGAUUCUGAUGCUUGCUUACAAGUCCCUACAUAAUGCUGCUCCAGCCUAUCUAUCCUCCCUAAUACACAAGUAUGUCCCGUCGAGGCCCCAGCACUCUGCAGAAGACCUUCAUCUAUCCUCUGUCCGUACUCCCACAUUUGAUGCUCGCCUCCAAUACUUCUCCAGGGCUGAACCUUUUUUGUGGAACUCCCUUCCUUUCUCCGUUAGACUUCACCCAGUCUCCACUCCUUCAAAAAAUCUUUGAAAACACACUUCUUCAGGAAAACAUAUCAUUUAAACUGUUAGCAGGUUUUCAUUCCCCCGCUUCCCCCUCCCAUGACUCCUCUCCUGCAACUGUCAAAAAUAAAAAUAAGUUCUCAGUGAAUAUUUUUUUUAUAGCAACCUAUUUCAUUACCCCUACUUAUACCAUUUUGUAUCACUAUAUUCCACUCAAUCUAGCAUGUAAGCUCAUUGAGCAGUGCCCUCAACCCCUCUGUUCCUGUGCGUCCAUUUGUCUGGUUACAAUUACGUGUCUGUUAGUCCACCCAUUGUACAGCACUACUGAAUUUGCUGGGCUAUUUAAAUAAUAAUAAUAAUAAUAAUAAUAAUAAUAAUAUAAAAAGUGUUAUGAUUACCUAGCCAUUCAACUAAUUUUGAUAGAAAUACCCUCAAAUACAAGAUGACAGUCUCCACUUCAAUUGUUGAUCUCUUCAUUUCAAUACCACUGCAUUCACAUACAGAGUCAAAAUUAUGAAAAUGUAAUCACUCUCCAAAUUUUAUGGACCUCACUGUAUCUAUUUUUAUAUACACACACACACAAACACACACACACACAAAUAGACAUCUGUACUGCUAUUCCAUCAGUGUAGUAGCCAGAACUUUUACCGCCUGGGGCGGUCCCUGAGUUUGCUGCCCCUCUCAAUAUGCACCACACCGCUUCGCACAGCCUGUGGCAUGCUCCACUCCCUAUAUCAGAAACCACUCUACCCUUAGGAUGCCCCAUUCCUGUCCCCUAUCCCUGGAAUGCCCCCUUCCCCCUAUUUCAGAUGCCACAACUCUACCCUUGUCUUCUAUCCCUGGAACGCCACCCUGUCCCCUAUCUGAGAUACUCCCUUCCCCGAGGAUGCCUUGCUGUCCCCCUAUUUCAGAUACCCCCACACCUAAGAUAUCCCCUGUCCUCUGUCCUUGAAUGCCCUCUACUCCUAGGUUGCUGCCUCAUCCCUGGAAUGCCACCAAGACCCAUAUUUCAGAUACUCCCUACCCCUAGGAUGCCCUUUUGACCCUUUAUUUCAGAUACCCCCUACCCCUAGGAUGCCCUCCGUCCCCAUUCCCAUAGGAUGCCUCUUUGUCUCCCUAUUUCAGAUACUCCCUACCCCUAGGAUACCCCUCUGUCCCUGGAAUCCCUUUUACCUCCAGAGACCCCUCACUUCAGUCACACUCCGCUCCCUGCCUGGAAGAGUGGACACUGUGCAAUUUCUCUCAGAUACAUUGACAUACACUCACUGGCAGACACACAUACUCGCAUACUCACUGAUUCAACACAAUCUGACAGACACACACAAUCACUCAGACACGCACUGACACAUGCACUGAAAGACACACACACUCACUGAAAGACACACAUUCACUAACAAACACACAUUGACAGAGAUACACACACACACACACACACACACACACACUCACAGGCAAACACUGAUAGACAUACAUAGAAACAAAGAAACAUAGAAUGUGACGGCAGAUAAGAACCAUUCGGCCCAAUUUUCUAAAUACUUUCAUUAGUCCCUGGCCUUAUGCCUAUCCCACGCAUGCUUAAACUCCUUUACUGUGUUCCAUGCAUCCACUACCCUCUCAGUAAAGUAAUACUUCCUGAUAUUAUUUUUAAACCUUUGCCCCUCUAAUUUAAGACUAUGUCCUCUUGUUGUGGUAGUUUUUCUUCUUUUAAACAUAUUUUCUUUGUUUAAAUAUUAUAUUUGAAUAUAUACACACACAUUCACUGACAGACACACACAUUGACAGAUGUACACACAUUGACAGACGUACACACACAUUCACUGACAGACGUACACACACAUUCACUGACAGACACACACAUUCACUGACAGACACACACAAACUCACUCACAGACACACACACAAACUCACUCACAGAAACACACAUACUCCUUCACAGAAACAUUCACUGAUAAACCCACUGACAGACACACUCAAAGAUAUAAACACACAUUCACUGACAGACAGACAGACACAUACACACACUCACUGACACACACACACUGACAUAAAACACACUCAGACAAACACACUCAUUGACAGAUACACUCACUCAGACAAACUGACAGCUGUAACAACACAUUUACUGACAUACAAACACACACACACACACACACUGACAGACUGACACACACACAUGCAGGGCCGCCAUCAGGGGGUGACAACUAUAAUGGUUGUCACGGGCCCAGCGGCCCUGGGGGACCCAGCCGCCCAGGCCCCACGUGGAGCUGCGAAACUGCCGCAGGUACAUUUAGGGCCACCCGAUGGGCCCUAUAAUCUUCAGGGGCCCGAUCAGCGCUGCGGAUGGGUAAUUGCGCGACUGGGCCCCUUUAAAAAAAAAUUGCGGCUGCACCGCAAAUGCUGCUGGGAGGAAGUGACGGCCAGUCACUUCCUCCCAGCUUACUCCGUGCGGGAGGAGAGCUGAGGAGAGGGAGAGCAGAGGCCAGGAGAGGACACCAGAGGCAUCCACUCCCUUUAUCCCCAGCCACUCUCCUGCAACCUAAAGGUAAGAGGAGGGUGGCUGAUAAAUGAAGUGUGUGUGUGUAUAUGUAUUUAUGUCAGUAUAUAUGUCUGUGUGUGUGUGUAUGUCAGUAUGUAUGUCUGUGUGUGUAUGUCAGUAUGUAUAUAUGUCUCUGUGUGUGUCAGUAUGUAUGUGUGUAUGUAUGUCUGUGUGUAUGUCAGUAUGUAUAUAUGUCUGUUUGUGUGUAUGUCAGUAUAUAUGUCUGUGUGUGUCAGUAUGUAUGUAUGUAUGUCUGUGUGUAUGUCAGUAUGUAUAUAUGUCAGUAUGUAUGUCUGUGUGUAUGUCAGUAUGUAUAUAUGUCUGUGUGUAUGUCAGUAUGUAUGUCUGUGUGUGUCAGUGUGUGUGUGUGUAUGUCAGUAUGUAUGUCUGUGUGUAUGUCAGUAUGUAUAUAUAUCUGUGUGUGUGUAUGUCAGUAUGCAUGUAUGUCAGUAUGUAUGUAUGUCUGUGUAUGUGUCUGCAAGUAUGUAUGUGUGUCUGUGUGUGUGUAUGUCAGUAUGCAUGUAUGUCAGUGUGUGUCUGUGUGUGUAUGUCAGUAUGUAUAUAUGUCUGUGUGUGUGUCAGUAUGUAUGUAUGUCAGUAUGCAUGUAUGUCUGUGUGUGUAUGUCAGUAUGUCUGUAUGUGUCUAUAUGUGUGUGUGUAUGUCAGUAUGUAUAUAUAUAUGUCUGUAUGUAUGUAUGUAUGUCUGUGUGUGUGUGUAUGUCAAUAUGUAUGUAUGUGUGUAUGUAUAUAUCUAUCAGUAUGUAUGUUAGUAUACAUGUAUGUCUGUGUGUGUAUGUCAGUAUGUCUGUAUGUAUCUGUGUAUGUAUAUAUCUAUCUGUGUGUGUAUGUAUGUAUAUCAGUAUGUAUGUGUAGGUAUUUAUGUGUAUGUAUGUCAGUUUGUAUGUAUGUCUGUUUGUCAGUAUGUAUGUAUGUCUGUAUGUGUGUGUGUAUGUCAGUAUGUAUAUAUAUGUCUGUAUGUAUGUAUGUCUGUGUGUGUGUAUGUCAAUAUGUAUGUAUGUGUGUAUGUAUAUAUCUAUCAGUAUGCAUGUUAGUAUGCAUGUAUGUCUGUGUGUGUAUGUCAGUAUGUCUGUAUGUAUCUGUGUAUGUAUGUAUAUAGCUAUCUGUGUGUGUGUAUGUAUGUAUAUCAGUAUGUAUGUGUAUGUAUGUCAGUUUGUAUGUAUGUCUGUUUGUCAGUAUGUAUGUCUGUAUGUGUGUGUGUGUGUGUGAAUGUCAGUAUGUGUGUGUAUCUGUAUCUGUGUAUGUGUCUAUAUGUGUGUAUGUCUGUUUAAGUAUUUGUGUCUGUUAGUAUGUGGGUAUCUUUCUGUGUGUGUGUCUGUGUAUUCCUGUGGGCGGGAUUUGGAGGCGGGCACCCGGGGGCCCAGACCUUGAGCUGUGUUAGGGGCUCCACAAUUUCUGAUGGCGGCCCUGCACACAUGCACUGACAUACACACACACACAUUUCCCCAUAACAUUUACAAAUAAUUAUUUACUUUUAUUUUAAUUUAAAUCCACCCAGCCUCCCUACCUUUGGGAGAGUUGGGUGGAUUUUUACCUGGGGUCCAGUGGGGCUUCUGGGCUGGCCGCUCGGCGUGCCAGAUGGAGGUCAGGCAGGUGUGUAGGAUGGAGGGCAGGCAGACAAAGUGCAAGUGAGUGCGCAAAAUAGACGGCCAGGGAGCUGUGUUCUUCCUGCUCAGCUCCCUCGUGCACAGCUUAGUGAUGCCGGGCACCGGAGUGAGAUCACAUUCCGGCUCCCGGUAUCACUGGGGGUCGCGUGAGGGAGCUGAGCAGGAAGAGCUCAGAUCAGCUUUCCUUCACCGGCCACCUGUAAAAGAAACUGUCCGGGCGACCUGGGGGGGCUCAAGGGUGACCAGCCGUCCAACUCUUUGACCCCCCAUAAGUCAAGGCUAACAAGGUAUUUGCAGGGUCGGAGCUUCCUAUAGGCCAACUAGGCAGCCGAAUAGGGCGCUGCUUCAGAGGGGGCACAGGGCCUGACUUUAUGAUCAAGUUUGCGCCGGCUCACAUGGGGGGCAGCAUUUUUUGCCGCCCCCUGGAAAGUGCUGCCCAAGGCAAAUUCCUUGUUUGCCUUGCACUAAAUACAGCACUGCUCACAGCACAGGGAAGGCCAAGGCAAGUUCUCCGAGCUUGUCACUUCCGAGGAUCUUUGUAUGCUGGCUGCCCACAGGCCUGUCUGUGAGGGGCGCAAUGCCCAAGCGACUAGCAGGAGGGGAACACACAGUGCUCUUGUCCUGCUGGUCAAUUCACAUAGCGUGGCUGAGCUGUUGCCACCUCCAAGGAAGUGCUGCCAGGGGUGCUGCACCUCCCCCCCCUCAGGUACACCACUGUACUUUAUUAUUAAGUGGUAAUCAAAUAGAACAUUCAAAAGGGACCUUAAGUAACCAGACAGGUUCAAAAUAGAGUGCCGUUGUACAAAAAAAUUUACAGCUAACAAUCAUCUCAAUUUCAUUCUAUUGAGAAAGAGCAAUUGAUAAUUUACUGACUUUUUACAUUUAUUUUAUUUAUUUAUUUAUUUUUCUCCAAAUGUCUGUGGGAUAAAAUGCCAGCCAAACUUCAAGCAACCAAGAGCAAUAAAUAGGUCGACUGCUUGAAAUAAAAUGCCUAUAAGAGUGCAUUUAUCUGCCUUUUUAAAAGACAAACCCUGUUAGUCAUUAAAAAAAAAAAACUAUUAAAAGAAAAAAGCCGAAUGUGACCCCCAUAUUAGUAUAAGGGAGGUUUCAACCUUCCUUAUGUCUCCAUGUUCCAUGCUGUGGGUAUGGCAAGGUUUGAGAAAGUGUUGGCAGACACAAAAUAUGUUGAGAGUGUUAAUGUCGUUUGUACACAUAUAACUUUUUAACCAUUUGAUAUAAAGAUGUUUGAUAGUUUGAAUGAGCAGUGGCGAUGCUGUGUGGUCGCCUACCUUUUUGCUUUAUUUUACUUCUAUAUUAAUGGAGGCCAAUAUGUUUAACACACUGCUUAUCACUAGAGGACCUAUCUAUGCCUCUUAUGGAAAAGGAGUGGUAGGGUUGAGGAAAGUGUGCCUAGCCACCUUUUUAACUGCUAGAUGUUUCAGACAGAUUGCAGAGCAGUUCUGAUGAUUGAAUUGUUCCCCCAAGGAAAUGGUUCUGCCUAAAAUCUUCUCUUAGUUCUCUUACAUAUUUGUGUGUGACUGAUCUGUAUGUAUACAGUGUAAUUAGAAUUAAGCUGACUUGUGAGAACAUUUUGUGUGUAUGUUUUUUUUUACCAGGAACCAGGAAAGAUGCAUUGAGAUUUCUCUCAUUUUCAAGUACCCAGGACAAACUUGAAAAAAAGAUAAAUCUCAAUGUAUCCUUCCUGUUAAAAUAUUAUAUAUAUAUUGGAAAGCUUGGCCUGAAGUUGUGGGAGGGGCCUAUGGACCUUUAAAAGGGACUCCCCGCUUCCUUACCCUACCGUGAUGCUAAGGGUCAUCACGGUAUCCAGCCACUUCACCUAGGCUCUGGUUGCCGCAGCUAACUCUCGGAUGUUUGCCUGUUAGGCCACUGACCUGGAAGCCAAGACUAAAUGUCGUCUCGUGCAAGAGCCUUUGAGUGACAUCAGUGCAAUCCGUCUUGUGUUCCCGCAACUGUAAGCUAACCUCCUUGCAAGCCAUAGCUCCUGGCCUACGCCGGCAUGGGUACCUCCCGUUCCGCUGCUUCAACGGAGGUCGGGUUUUCAGAGGCAUGAUCGCACGAAGGCGGUCUAGUUACAUUUAAAAAGUUAAUAUAUAAAAUGUUUGGCUCAGAGAAUAUUUCUAUUUCCACAUUGUCUGGGAGAGCUGUAGGCCUCAGGCUCGGAAGCGUCCUUCUACCUGGCAUGGCCAGUCUGCCCUAAGUCCUGAAACACCUAAAUUUUUCGUAGUAUAUAUUAUACAACACUGUAUACCAUUUGCUUAUCGCUGUGUUAAGCGGCGCGGGCACCGAGACUUUAUGGCUGUAUAGAGAUGCUUGUGAUUCACAUGAGGCAACGGGGUUCGGUCAUUGAUUAUGAUACACCAAGGGGCCGUGGUUUCCCAUGGUCUCGUGUCAUCAGGGCACAUACGUCUUUUUAUGACUACCAUCAGUCAUUUUCAGCAAAGGCAUCGGCAGCCCUGGCCCAGUACAAUGUCAAGAUGGAUUGGAGCCAACUGGGCACGGAGCUUUUCAUCAGACACUUUGCUGGGCUAAGGAGCUUGUGCAAUUUGUGCAUCAACCGCGCAUCCAGCCAAUUUCUGUCCUGUUUCACCUGGCAUCACCCCUACCACGGCCAUCCCAGGCACUACGAGGCUCGAGAAGCAGGGCAAGGAUAAAGUGGGCAGCCAGAUAGUAUUCCUUGGCAAGUCACAGAUAUGCAAUAAUUUUACUGAAGGUUCAUGUGGUUAUAGUGCCUGUCGUCUGUUACACAUUUGCUCUCAUUGUUUCAGGGCACAUGCGAAAGCCAUGUGCCCAAAUAGAAUGCAUCAUAAACUUUAUUUGACCUCGGUUAAUGUUGGUGUCCUAGCUAAUCUAUUAAUCACUCAUCCUUCUAAACAUCUUGUUGAGUUUAUGAUAACAGGUUUUACCCAGGGUUUCCACACGGGCCUUAUUCACAUGCCAGCAGGAAUUUUAGAGUGUAACAACCUGCAAUCAGCCAUGACUGACACCGAGUCAGUAGAGGUGUUAUUACAGCUAGAAUGGGAGCAAGGGUUUUUAUUAGAGCCUUUCAGAUAGCCUCCUUUUUCUAACUGGAGGACUAAUCCUAUUGGCCUGGUCACUGGGAAAAACUCGGCUAAGCAGAUAUUGAUCAUAGAUCUCUUGGCACCACACUCCUCAGUAGUCCCUAGCCUUAACUCUCUGAUCCCCUUUUAAGAGUUCUCACUGCAGUACACUAUGAUUGACAAUGCUGUAGAAGCUAUCAUGACAGCAGGCAUGGGGGCCUGGCUUAGCAAGACAGACAUCGUCAAUGCCUUUAAAUUAUUACCCAUACAUCCAUUGUUAUGGCACCUGCAUGGCAUUAAAUGGAACGGUCUCUAUUAUUUUUUCACUAGGCUCACCUUUGGUUCGAAGAGUAGUCCAAAAAUGUUGAUACUUUCCCGGAAACCUUGUGUUGGCUCCUCCUGAAUACGUGCCAGUGCCAUAACGUUAUCCACUAUCUGGACGAUUUUUUAUUCAUCAAGAGUAAUUCUCCCCCACUUGCAGUUUAGACAAAGCGGUCAAAUUAUUCCACAUAUUAUGGGUACCAGUCUCACCUAAGAAGACGGAGGCUGAUCCCUGAUGACUUUCACCACUUUUUGCCACCUCAAGUUAAAGUUAUCCCACAAUACCAUAAAAUUAUAGCUAACAGGCAUCCAACACCAUAUGUACUCCACCUUUCCGAACAACUAUAGUUUUAUCUCAUCAUACCCUAUCAGGACCAUAACAUACUUAAGGGCAUAACAAAGGCCAAUGUUCUACCCCACAACAAAGGCUACGCAUUAACAAACAGUUGUCCAAAAUAUGUCUGAUUUACUAGAUUCAGCCCCUUUCGAGCCCAUCACUAACUCCGUCAUUAAAACUGCUAUAUACCUGGCCUUUUACAGCUUCCUGCAACCACGGGAAUUCACCAUCAGUGGUCAACACCACGCACAAGGUUGCCUUCGAAACUCCUACCUAAUUAAACAUGAAGAUCAUUACAUACUGACUCUACCCAUGACCAAAACGAGUCAACUGGGUCAACCCGUCCACAUUCCAUACUAUCCCACUAACAAUAUAUGGUGCCCGGUGUAGGUUUUCGAUUCCUACCACCUCACAAUAUCGAAUCUUGCAUCUCUUCCACUCCUGUCACUUCACAGAGCUAUACGUACGCUUAUUGUUAACAAGGCUCGGUACGAACCCAAGCAAUUAUUCAGGACACUCGUUUAGGAUAGGGGACGCAUCUAUGGCAUCGAGCCAGGACAUUCCAGUCCAUGUCAUUAAAACUCUAGGUCGGUGGAAGUCAUCAGCAUAUACAGUAUACAUACUCCAACCGGUACAGGAAAUAUGAAAGGUCUUUUUAAAAACUUAAUCUUAAUGUACAUACGUUGUAUUUUGCUCUUUCCCUUAAUAAAUGUAUUUUAAGCAUGAUAUGUAUUCCUUUUUGCCCACUUUAUUUACUGGCCUGUAGCAUACGUUGGUUUCGGCACACCUCAACCGACUUUUCCCCAUCACAGGUUUGCUAACAACAAUCUUACUUCAUAUCAUAAUCAAGGUUGCCCAGAACACAAACAUAUAUAUAUAUAAUUUCCCACAGAUUUCUGUGGGAAAAGCAAGUCUUAUGGCUUGACUGGUGUGCAGAUUUUUGUAUAAACAUAUAUAUAACAUACAUAUAAUAUGUGAAUUUUAUAAACAAAGUAAGUCAUUACUAAAAUUAACAUGCCAUUCCUGACUGAAACCACUAGAGGUCAUAGUAGCAUGGUGAACCCACUGCAAUAGCAUAUAUUUCCUUUGUUGAUACAAGACAUCGCUAUCCAUGCGUUAAAUCUAGUAAUUUUGCAUUCCAGGAGUAUUUAUAAAUGAACAAGGAUCUAAACCCCAAUCUGUGCAAUUUAAAGUUCAAAAACUUGGUUUUAUAUUUAUAUAGUGUGCAUUCUACAAAAAAAAAAAAAAUCAAAAAAAUCUUCUCAAUUGCCCCUCUGUAGUAUUAUGCCCAUUUCCAAAAAAGCUGAAGAUUUAAAAGGGGGGUUUUGGCAGUUCUAUUACAAUAUGCCCUCACUUUUUCAUGGGUUACAUAGGGCUUCAGCAAUGGAACUAUUCACAGUACCAUAACCAUUACAGCUUUUUGCCAUUAUGUUGCUAGCUAUGGCUGGAAUCUCCAGUUUUGGUCAAACAGUUUUCAAGUCCUAAACCCACUCCCAGGAGUCAUCAUUAGAAGGAAUGUAAUAUCUUCUUAGAAGCUGUGAGCACUGUGGUAUAAGAGACUUCCUGUGUCAUUUUGGAAGCAACAAAAUGGACAAAGAUACUUACCUUUGAAGUCACUGCAUUUGCUUCACAUCCCAAAUAUUUGCCACUGCUACAUUGAUCUUUUCCAGACCAAGCAGAAAGUAGGAAACUUUCAACCAAGCAGUCCAGCAAGAAUUUAUAGCAUAUUUUAUUUCAUACUUGUCUUGCCAUGGUGUUCAAAAUGUCCCUUUAAACAGGGACAAGUUUGCUGGAGGAGUUGUUGACUCUAGUGACUUCUAUAAAUAAAUAUGUGGUUACUCCACUACAAGAUUCAGGCUACUUAAAUAAACUAACUAAUGUUAUUGUUAAUGAUUGCAGCGGGUUGAAAGGUUCAUUCUUUUAUCUCUGCGAUCAUGUAAUAAGAUUAAUGCUUGACUGGGAACUUACAGUUAGAGUCUGUGGCCCAAGAUCCAAUAUUUAAAUUUUUGUACUUCAAAGCAUUUCAAAUAUGAGUGUUACAUUUCUGUAACUAUUUCAGAAAAGUGCAGCGUCUUACGCGAGUAGCUAACAGGAUACACAUUCAAAAUGAAUGGGAUAUAAACCUUAAAAUAAUGUACAGGACUUUUACUGCUGUGAGUAACAUAUCUCCAAUAAAGAGUGCUGCAUCUUGACAUUGAUAGCUUGUCUACUGGAGUAUGCCUUGACAUAACGCACUUGUAAAGCUGGUUUGGGAACAAACACUGUGUAUUUUACCUUAUGAACAAACAACGUAUCUCCAUAAAGUGAUUUUGGUUUAAUUGGAAUAACAAUACAAAUGUGUGCAGAAUUAUCUCCAAAUACUUCCCCAAAUAAAUUUUUUUUAGUAUUAUUUGUAUAUUGCUAUAAUAGAGAAAGUAAAGUGAUAGCCAGUUCUUUCAUCCAUAAUGCAUUGGCCUAUUUCCCAGAGCAAUGGUUUUAAAUCGAAAAUAAAAAUACGGUUUUACUAUUAAAUUAUUCCAUCAUUAGUAUUCCAAUGCAGUGAUCACAAUUCACCAGCGUCACUCAGAGCACUCUGACUUGGCUCUUAAUGUCAACCUACAGGGUAACCCUUAACCUUAUAAUUCCAAGUAAAUAUUAAUAUUUAUUGCUGAGUAAAUGGAACUUGUAUUAAAUAGUUUGUUGUUGAGGAGUUGUGGAGAUUAUUAUUAUCAUUAUUUUUAUUAUUUACAAAGCACCAACAAGUUUUGUACCACUGUGCAAUAGGUCCAGAGGGUACUGAUAGGGAGAGUGCCAAAAAUGGAUUGACAGAAAGGUUGCCAGUAAUAUAGAAGGUAACCAAAAGGAACUGACGUGGAAGGAGAUAAAAGGAUACCAAAACUUUGUUGGUGGAACACGGGAAGGAACAGCAUGAAUGUUGGAAGAAAAGGACUAACAUAGAGGGCGGGAUAAUGGGGAUAAUAAUGAUAAUACAAAUGGACUAAUAUAAUGGGUGAGAAGAAAACCCCCCAGGAAGUUUUAUAAGAGGGUACAGGGGAUAAUUGAUUACAUCAACAGGUGAGUGUGCAGGAGAGCAGUAAAAUUGGAAUGUUGAAGAGUGAAGUUGAUUGAUGGUGGAUUCACUAAUUAUUAGAUGCGGCAGACAGCUUUAUGGAAUGAAAAUUACCAAGAGAGGACACAGGUUUGCCUGAAGAGAUGAAUUGUAAGGGACUUCUUAAAUGAUAGAAAAUUAGGGAAAGGUCUGAUGGGAGAGGGUGGUUGUUCCAUAUAAAUGGAAGAAAACGGAGAAAUUCAAUGGGUGAGAAUUAUCAAUACGGGUGCAAACAAUAGGCAAGAGAAGAUCCUGGCAGAGAGGAGUGAAGGAGAAUGGUUUUACAUUUGAAUUGAGGGAGAAAUAUAAUGGAGUUAAGUUUUUAAGAGCAGGAAGUAAAUGUAAUGGUAUGCCAAGUCAGAGAAGAGUGAUGAAAAAAAAUAAGGCUGGCAGUUGAAUUCCUUAUGUACUUUUUGUGUAAGAGGCACAUAGUCUACACAGCUUCACUUGAUCGGUAUCUAAAUUAAUUGUCAGCAUGCGCUUCUGAGUACCUUUCCAUAAUGUGCUUUUUUUCCUGUACUUGAGUUCUUUCAAUAUAAAGCAAUUUGCUCAAGAGCAUUAUUACUCGGUGCAUUGCUUUGGAAUCAAUGCCAUAUUUAUAAACCUCCAGGCUGUUCCAUUGGUCUAGCAAUUUCUUUUCUUGCAGGCCAAAGCUAACAAACAGUUAAUGGAAUAGAGCUAAGGGCUCAGGAAUAUGCUGGUUAAAAGCCAGGUGAGCAAAGAUCACAAAGGAGCACCUGCCUACAGGUUUGUAAGAGCCUGAGGGCAUGGAUAGACCUGAGACUCUGCAACCUCAUUGUCUGACACCGUGCCAGCGUCUAUUAGUUCUUGUCUUGGAAAAAUUUUUUAUUUUAGGUCAUUUAGGAAGCAAAAACACCACUUGAUACCCUCAGUGAUGCCAGGUCUGUCACUUUCUUUGUGUUUUUAAAAUAAACAAGGAGGUCGCAUUUCUAGAAGUAAUAUGGGGGGGCCUUUUUAUGACAAUAAGCUGUGCUUUCAGGCAAUGCUAAGUAAAGGCAGUUUACUUAUGUGUCUUAUGUUUGCAUACUUUCUUUACACACACCCUACAUUUAUUGCAUAAAAAAGCAACCUUGUAAAUCUCUCUCCCCUCCUUUGGGCUAUGCCUUUAUUCCUGCAGUUGUGUCAGAAGACUCUGAACAGGGGCAGCUAUAAUUAUGUUAAAUACAUGUAUGUGUGCACGUGUCUAUGUAUUCUCUUUUGAGAUCUGUUGGUUUAAACAAGACAUUUUUAUUUUUUAUGUUUACCAUCUAUUGUUGAUAUUAAAAAUAUGUAAACUUUCACAAUACAUGUGUUUAAUAAGUAACUUACUGAUAAGUGCCUUACUGUACAUCAAAGAGCUGAUUUAAUCAUAACCUUGUGUGCUCACCCGGCCAGGCAGGGAGAGUUAUGGACAGACUAUGUUAAAUAGAUUGGCAUACACAUAGAUUGUAUGGUAAAUUGAAUGCUUCAAGUGAAAAAAGUGUCAUGGAAAAAGGGAAGCCACUUACUUUCAUUCUAAUUAAUCCAAAAAUCUCUACUUCAGCAUGGCGCAAUGUCUAUAUAUUAUUCUUUUUUAUUUAUUUUUCCUUCAAACUUUUCAAUUAAAGUUUAGGUAAAAUACAUCAUACAGUGAGGAUAUAUGUAUAUUUUAGUGUACUGUUAUAAAUGAACUCCAGAAAAUGUUUUGUAUUUUAUUUUAAAUUAACAAUAACUAUAAUAUAACAUAUAAAAAAGUGUGUGUGUGUGUGUGCACUUUGUAUAUAUAUAUAUAUACAUAUAUAUAUAUAUAUAGUAAUGAUAUGCCAUUAAAGUUUAAUACAGAAAUAGCCUGACAUACAACUAUCAAUUCAAGUGCCAGUUUGUAAAGUCAAGUUUUUAUUUGUUGUUUUAUUUUUGUAGGGGGUCAAGGAGAAAAUUUACUAUAUACAAAUUAUAAUUCUAAUAAUUUUUGUACGAAUGAUGUGAGAUAUCCAAAUAAAAUAUAUGGAAGAUGAAAUAGGUUUCAGAAGUUAACAGAUCCUUAAUUCCAUUAAUUGGUUAAUGAUCCAUUUCCUAGUGGCACACACAAGGAGUACAUCCAACAAAGCUGCCUCCAAGGUUAAUUGUAUUUUACUGUUGAAUAAAUCAUGUUAAUAAUCACAAUCUCUUCUCAUUGCAUUCAGGGCAUUUAUCUGUUUGUUGAAAGCCCUGUUUCAGAAUAGAAUAGCUUUAUUGAAACAUAGUAAGUAAUGUACGUGUUUUUUUUUUAGGUGAAACAACACUCUGGUAAUAGUUAUUGGUAGAUAUCAUUAAUUUGUCCCAAGUAAAGUCAGGGAGGAGAGUAUACCAUCAGUUAGGUUGAGGAUGUAUGAUGUUAUAGAUAGGACUUUUAGAAUGGAUCAUCCAUAAAACUAGUCAUUUUUAUUGUCUGAGAGAAAUUCCUCCCACACCCACAUACAUUGUAAUGAAUACUGAUCAUGGGGUCAAAACCAAUGUUAAAAAGUGGUAGUAGAGAGAGGGUUUUUUUCAACUUUAAAACAUUAACUCAUUUUAGACUAUAAAAGCAGAGUUGUGUAAUUUUUUUCAAAUUGCUAUUUUGGGCUGAAUUUUUGCAGCUUGGCACACAAAUAUCAAUUCCCUGUACAGAGAAUACAUACUCUAAAUCUAAGAAACGCUAAACAUUUUAUAGAUUCAAUUUGAUGGAAAACAAACCAAAAUACAUGCACCGUCAUUUAGACAUUCAUUCAUUUGUCUUCUAAGCAACUAACAAUCAAUGUCUAUAAACGAACAUUCUCCUUUCCUCCUUCUUAUCAGUAAAGUGUUUGAAACCUUUCAAACAUUGAACACAAUCAUUUCAUAUUGAAGGGGUCUGCCAAAAAUAAUGCAUACCUUUCUUUAAGGACAGAUGGGCAAACAUUGAAUAGCUUGGACAUAAAUAAAUGUAUAUGCAGCGCACUUGUACACAAAGCUGCAAAACCUCCAUUGUACCUAAUGUUUUAGUGGACUGGUGCCAAGUCACACAUACCACCUUUUUUCAGUGAGCUAUAGUUGUGUUGCCAGAUGCUAAGAAAACACUGUAAUUCUCAAAUAAAACUAUUCUCUUAUAGUGGGGGAAAGGCAUGCAUUGCGAUUCAGGAUUCUAAUCACACAUAUAUCUAAUCUUGAAAAGAGGAUUAUAUUAAAGAAUGAUUAGGUUUCAAAUGUCUAAUAGAAAGGCAAACAUUAUUUUUCUUUUUAGUACAAUGGUUAAUUUGUGCAAACUAUAUUCAUACACAGUAUUGUGUGUCCGUGUGGAUGAGGUAAGUGAAGAAUAUGAUAUUAGUUUUACUAAUAAAGAAAAACCACAUCAGAUAAUUAAAGUGCAUCAGCUGUAAACCGGGUAAAAUUGUCAUCUGUUGGUCAUAAUUUGUUUAUGGAGACAGUGUCUGCCCAUUGUUUCUCCAGAGUGAGUUUCCUUUACAUAGAGAUUAAAAUGUUCACAAAGAGAUUUACUUCUUUGUGUAUGAGCAACUGUUAAACGUGUCAUGGGUUUAGUUGUAGAGGUUCUCUGAUUUCAUUGUGUUAUAUAUCAUUUCCUCAAUACAUGCUUUUUAGUGAAGUGACUUCUUUUUGGUGUUUUUUGGAACCAUCCAUGUAUCUGUGUGCAUGUUUGUUGGUUAUGUUUGCUGGAAUCAUUUAAGAAGGACUCAAAAUGAGCUCAAGACAAAUUAAACCAAGCAGGGCUUAUUAUAUACAGAGUAACAGGAAACACAGGAGUAAGAGAGUGUUGGUUAGAACAAAGAUAUGUUAUUCAACCACAGAGUAUGUAGACAGCUGGAAUAAAAUGUCAUUCUAUUCAACUAAUUGCACUUUAUACAGCUCUACCUACUGUUGGAGUAUGUUGGUAACUCGUUAUAUAUUAUGUUUAAAGUUGAUGCUCAGAACCCCUUUUCAGCAUCAUGUCCAUUGUCAUGUUAUACUCAGUUACUUUUUCAGAUCCUAAUGUCCAUCUCUUGGCAAUUGUUUUGUAAGUGCAUCUUCAGUCAUCUUCUAUAACAGUCAAUAUCCUAGUACUGACUAUUAGUAACAUAUUGCUCUUGAAGGUCUCUCUGAAGGUCAUACUUUGCAUCAGUAUGCUUAACCCAGGGAUCCUCUCGGUAUGUUCUUACUUUAUAAAACCUUAGAUGUUUUCAUUAAUCGGUAUUGGCGUCAUACACCACCAUGUCAAGAAGUAGCUGACUCUGAUUGCUUCAAGUUGAGCUUGUGCUCUGUUGUGUGUUUUACCUCAGCUACAAAAAGCAUACGUUAACCAGAUGACUGAAAAAAGAUGACCAUUUGCAAACUGGUGUGACUCUGGUCCAAUCAGCAUUUACAUCUCUAAUUAUAAUUCAGGUGACUGACAGUUGUAGUUUAAUGUGAAUUUUUUUAAAAUUAGCACUCCCCUAGUCACACCUCCCAUUGCUGAGAUGCACAUAAUCCCUAAUUGCACUGCAUGUUUAAUUUAGACUUUCUUAUCUCAUGCUCUGUUAAAAGCCUGCUGACAUCUGCAACAAUGUCCUGUGUGUGAUAAAAGUUCAAUUAACAGAGCAGUAAAUAAGAAUUUCUAAAGUAAACACACUGUGCUAUAAGAUCUGAUUGAAAAGUAUUAUUAUUUUUUUUUUUACCGGGCUGCGUGUGCCACAGCCAGGGAAAGUGUGGCCAGGUCUACGUAAACAGAAACAAAAGUGAUUUAAUUUCUGAAUAGCAGUCAAUUAAGGUGCAUUGUCUAUACACCGAAAUUGCUUCAUUCAGCUAAAGUUGUUUAAUUCCUAACGAGACACUUCGGUUUUUCCACUGUAAUCCCAGACACUUAUUUAUCGUGCUGCUUUCUAGCAAGGUCUGUAAUCUGUAGCGGCAAUAUUGCACCUUGUAAGAGUUUCCUCUACCAUUUUCUCUCUACAUUUGAAUGGCAUGAUAAUGAGCGAUGUCUGAAAGCUGUUUAAUCUAAACCAUGUGACUCAAUUUACUAUUUGAUCAUAGUCUUAUUCUUGUUCAAAUCAGAUGAUUGCAUCAUCAACAUAAAUCUGAUUGUAUCUCCAUUGUGAGACUUGGAAUAUACUAUAGGCAUGGCCUGGUUUAUUCAACAAAAAUAUUAUUUUGUAUGCACCUCGUUCAUCUCUUAACCCCAUGCUCUUGAGUCCUGUUUGAGAUCGUAUAUAUGCUCUUUUGGAGUUUGCUCACAUGAAUCCUCAAACUCUGGUUACUUUUACAGCUUAUCCUUGGUGUCUCCAUCUAGGUGCUUCACCUGCAUUGUCUUAUAAUGGCAUAUGAAGAAACUAACCUUUCCUCCUUUUUUUCAAUGUUUCCAUGUGUAUAUUUUACUAUGAAAGUAAAAGAUGAUACAGGCACCCAGGUACCACAUUUUGCAAAGCUGGCAAGAGUCAUUGAGUUACAGGUCUGCUUUAAAUUUUAAAGUGCUAUAAAAUUAUAUCUAGUAGAAAAUAAUGUUAUUUAAUAUGUUUUAUAAAUCAGCGUACUGGACCUACUAUGCUGUUUGUAGACAUUAAACGGCACUGUCACCAUCUGGGCACUUUGCAAAAUUCACAAAGACUGGUGGUCAGGUGGCUGAGGGGGCAGGGGAAGGGGAAAUUUACUUACAUUCACCUGUCUACGAGCGACCAUCACUACAUACGCAUGAGUACAACAUCAAGACCACAGAAUCAUCCAUAGACAGAGUCAGUUCACUGCAGCCGUCUCUGGUGAGGGCUGUGGGGAUUGACACAUUAGAUGGUGACAACUCCACCCCAUGUCUAGAAGUGUCAGGCGUAGGAAAUAUACAGACAAAGUAGUCCCUACUAUGUCUCUGCAUAUCUCUUGAUUGGUUUUCAAUUUCAGUGAAAUUUCAACACAGUCAAAAUGAGUAUUUCAGAAAGAUUCUAUCUUUAUGAAAUACUAAUAUUCUAGGAGAGGGUAACCGAGCCGCUUUAAAAUAUGAGGAGAAGAACGUCAAUUAUGUAAAAAACACAAGAAUGUUUUACUUGUUUCAAAUGCUUUCUUGAAAACCGUUUAUUAGAAAUUCUUUCAUUGCAGAAAUGAUACUUUCAGCAACAGCUCAUUAGACACUUUGGCACUGACUGUGUAUCCUAAAAUUGUAUUCCUGCAGGAGAGAAGGAGAAGGGCUCCGUAUGUAUUGGGAUAAAUUGCGUGAGCCAUCAUUUGUGUCUCGUUGGAAUCCUUUGUCCGGGGAUUUACCAUACACUACAUUCAUUGAACACCCACUGAAAAACUGCACUGAACAAUUCACCACCAUUUGCCAGGUAAAACUGCAAUGUAAUAUGUACAGACAGUUGUUGUAUUGAUCCAGAUCCACUAUUUUUCUUUCCCUUUCCAUUCUUAGCCUUUUCUUUCCAUAGUUCCAUAUUGUUUUCUCUCUCACAUCCCAGUUUUUUCAUCUUCUUCCUGCAGUCUUUUCUGUCUCUUUCUACUUAGCGUGACUAUACAAGCCUACAUUUUUUAGCCUCCUUUCCCAACUCAGUAUCUAGGUCCUUGUGUUGUUCUGUGCUAUUUGAUAUUCCAUUAUAUUCAUGUUGCAGAUUAUAGAGUUACACUAUGGAGAUCUGUCCAAAUAUCUCAGAUUUUGCAGAUGGACAUAGUGAGUAGAAUAUUUAAAACAGUUGCACCUGUUGGUGUUCUUAAGGUUGUGUUUCCAAACUGCCAUGUCCCAAAUAAAUCUCAAUAUUCUGCUCAAAGAUAUAAAAGCAGAUUCAAGUUUAUCAAAAGUAGAACAGAAAAAAAUGGGUUCGUAGCCAACACUUGCAUGGUCAUGUAGUUUUGGAGACAUCCUUAAUUGGGUAAAGCAAUCGGUUGACCUGCAUCUUUCAUUUUUUAUGUUGUUUUUUUCCAAUUGACAAUUGACAUAGGUGGGUGUUUUAAAAAUCAUAUUUAAAUCUAAAUGCAGAUUCAGUUUCAAAUUCAAGGCUUCACUAGACCCCCAUAUGGAGGAUAUAUAAACUAUCUAGUAGGAGGCUAUGCCGUGUUAAUCUAGAGUAGUGGGUUAAGACAACCAUUUGACAAGAACAGUAAAUCUCUGUAGGAAGGUGUAAUUGAGGUCUAUAGCUGCUUCUCAUGACAUCAAAGCACAGAAUGGUAUUUGGAGUCCUAUGACAGGUGCUGUAUGGCAUUCCAGUCUGUGGGCUCAACAUCACAGCCCUGUACUGCACUCCCUCUGCACUCUGUGGGAGGGACAUAUUUUUACCUGAAACUGGAGUGCUAAAGCUUUCGUUAAAUUAAACAAAUUCCAUAAAUAGAAUUCUGUUCAUCAGUUCAGAAUUUAUUUUGAGUCUUUACUAUGACAACACGGUUCAUUAGUGCUUAUGUGUCUACAUCAAAUGCACACACAUGUAUGUAAUAAAACAGGAAGGAACUUCAUAAUAAAACUAAAGAUAAUUGGAAAGGAAAGUGUCUGAAAGUGAAAUGGAAAACAGAUUUAUAUAAACAUCCAUGGAUUUAUCUACACAUAUACUGACACCCUACCUAUGUACACCACUACAUUCACACACAUAUACACUGACAUACUGGAUGCAGUCAUGGGAAAAAGAAAGUACAUCCUCUUUGAAGUCUAUAGUUUUAUCUAUCAGGACAUAAUAGCAAUUAUCUGUUCCCUAGCGGGUCUUACAAUUAGGUAAAUACAACCUCAGAUGAACACCACAAAACAUAUUAUACUAUGUCAUGAUUUAUUGAACAAAAAUAAAUCCAAGAUGGAUAAGUUAUGUGUGAAAAGCAAAUAAAUUAAAGGUGUUCUAUAGUGUAAGGAAUGCAAAGCUGUAGGUGACCAAAAUUUGGCUAGCCACCAGGAAGUGCCUCUAGUGGCUAACUGAUUGACAGCCACUAGUGGCAGUCUUAGUCUUGGAAUAUAAACAUUGCCAUAUCUCAAAAUAUGCAAUGUUUUACAUUGCAGGACUAAGGGGGAAAGGACAGUGCACCCAAACCACCUCAAUGAGCUGAAGUGGUCUGGGUGCCUAUAGUAAUUCAAAGGGCUUUCACUCCUGGUUAGUCAAAAGUGCCCGGUGCUGGUCUAGCAAAAUUACAACAUCCAAAGUAAUGGCCGCACUCAAAGGACUUCAAAAAGAACAUUUGUUAAAAUAAUACUUAGCUUUUAUUAAUACAUCUUAAAAAAUAAGUAGGGGUACUUUCAUCAGGAAAAAAUAAAACCUUUUUUUUUUUUUUUUUUUGAAGUCCAUUGAGUGCAGCCAUUACUUUGGAUGUUAUAUAUAUAUAUAUAUAUAUAUAUAUACACACAUACAUACAUAGAAAGAGAUAAGACGUUUUAAAUAUUGUUUUUCUUUUACUCUCCUCUUCUUACCAGAUGUCGAGUUUCCAUGAUAACCUGGUAAAAGCUGUCCAGUCCGCACAUGACCAGACUCCAGUGCCAGGCCGUGCCAAUGGGGUCCUGAUCUUAAGCCAACCUCUUUUGAUUGAAACAUAUGUUGGGUUCAUGUCAUUUGUCGGAAACCGCAACAAACUUGGCUAUUCGCUGGCAAGAGGCAGCAUUGGGUUUUAA
This is a messenger RNA of Pelobates cultripes (western spadefoot toad), 75516 nucleotides long. Lineage: Eukaryota; Metazoa; Chordata; Amphibia; Anura; Pelobatidae. The record is from the annotation of a GenBank genome assembly.